CUGAUACUGCUGCAUUGUUUUUCUCUCACAAACAGAGUUAUCGUCUAAAAUAACAGACAUGUUCCACUUUGAAAGAAGUUCAACAUGUACAGAAACACAUCUCUGUUAUCCAGAAGUGAAAAUUGAUACUUCUCUCGUGUCUGUACUUCCACAACUACUUGACCGCUAUUUGACCGUAAAAAGCUGAAGUACUGUGAUACGGCUCGUUGCUUUAGUGUCAGUCAUUGUAAGAGCUGGAAAUCAGUAUACUGGCAGAAACAACCAUAGUUCGUCAAAAGGGAGAAGCUGCAAAGGAAUGAUGAGUUAAGAGUAUCCAGUGCCGAUAUCCAUUCACAUUGUACGUCUGAUUCACUAAUUUGUAUUUUUAGCAUGUCUCCUCCUAACCACAGCAUGAAGCCUUAUAAAUACAUGUAUAUAGGUAAUAGUCAAAGAUAAGUUUCUGGGGACCGUUGCCUUUGCAGCAAAGGACAGACAGGGAACACAGGGAAGAGUGAGUAAAGCAGAACAGGUACCUCACAAACUCAAUAUUGAACCAGUGACCUGCGCACUGAGCACACUGGUGUUCGCUUUGCUCUGCUGUCUCGGUCAAAUUAGCACCUCAACAGUGUUUAUCCCAUUGCAAUGAGUGGAGAUUUAAUAUCAGAAAAAAAUCACUUCUCAUGAAGAAGAAAAUGUAAUGAUUUAAGCAGCCCAGGCCCCAAGAUACAAUACCACACAGUUACGGUACGAUACGAUACGAUAUGAUUAAAAAACGUUAAUUAUCUGCAUUCUUAUGUCUCACUUAUUAUUAUUUAAUCAUUGUGUUUGUGUCUGGAGCACAUCUGGUCUGCUUUGUGUUUGUAAGAUACCUGGAGGACAGUUUGCUGUUAGAGAGGAAAUCCUGCUAUUGUGUUGACUCAAUGAGGAAAUGGAUAUCUCAUGGGUGGAGCAGAGGAUUAUGAUAAAAACACAACAUGAGUUUAAACCUGUGUCAGUAUUGUGUUUCUGUGCUUGUUUUAGUAUGGUAGAGGCCUAGACUCCAGUGUGUACUCACAGAUAUGAGAUGGUCGUGUUUACUGAAGCAGUCAAAGCUUGAUCUCUAUGCUGGGACUUUUGCCCAAUCGAUGACUCAGCACCACAGUAAAGAGUGCUGGUUUCAGUUUGGAAGAGUUCACUCACAGCCUGGUUUAUUUAUUUAUGAUGUUUCCAAGUGAAACUGAUGGAAGUAGAUUUAUGUGUGUGAUUUCCUCACCUCUCUGGGGUCAGAGCCGCUCGUCAGGGAGUCAAACAGAGACUCCAGUUUGUCCCAGCUUGUCCCACACAGGAUUAACCUGGCCCCACCCUUAUGAAAGAGAUUGGCACACUCUGAACACAGACAAAAACAUGAUAAAGUGCAUUAAAUAAUCUGUUUGACAAAUGGACAUUUUUGCUUAGAGCUCAAUAAAAUAACUGAAAACACAGCUGCCAUUACACCCAUGAUGUUGAAGCACGUUCCACAUCACCUUUCCUUUAACAACACUCAGUUAGCCUUUGUGAAGUGAGGACAUGAACUGUUGGAGCUUUGGAGGUGAAUUCUUUUACAGUCUUGAUUGAUGGACCAUUUCAGCUGAUUUGUAGUCCAAGGCCUCUGUUGUGGUAUUUUGUGCUUCAUAAUGCUCCUCAAAUGUUCAAUGGGGGGCAGGUCUGGACUGCAGGCUAGCCAGUCUAGUACCUAAACUCUUUAACUCUGAAGCCACGCUGUUGUAACCCGUGCAGAAUGUGUCAUGGCGUUGUCUUUCUAAAAUCAGCAGGGACGUCACUGAAAAAAACGAGGCUCUGAUGGAGGCAGAUGUUGCUCUUAAACCUGUUUGUAUCUUUCAGCAUCAAUGGAGUCUUCACAGAUGUGACAGUUGGCCAGGGGCACCAACUCAGUCCAUCUCAGAUGAACUCGGGUCCAGAGAAGCUGGCUGUGUUUCUGACUGUUGUUGAUAUCUGUCUUUGUCUUUGCAUGGUAGACCUUGAACUUGUAGAUGUCAAGAUUCAUCUUAACAUCUACACAUGGUAAAAUCCUUUACAGAAUGGUGUGGGUUUUUAAUUGAGUGCUGCCUGAAGGGUCAAAGGUCAUGGUCAUUCGGUGUUGGUUUUGGGCCUUGCUGCUUAAGUGCAGAAAUGUCUCUGAUUUUCUGAAUCUUUUGAUGAUUUUAUGGACUGUAGAUAAUCAAAUCUGCAAAUUCCUGCUGUUGUACAUUGAGAAACAUUGUUCCUAAACUGUUGGACUGUUUGCUCACACAGUUGUUGACAAAGUGGUGAACCUGGCCCCUCCCCUGCUUGUGAGGGACUGAGCCUUUCAGAGAUGCUCCAACUAUAGCCUACCCCAGUGACUCUGAAACAACUUUUUAGGAACUUGCUGCAGUGUCAAAUUUAAAAUGAGUGAAUACUUACAAAAAUGAAAAUAAAAUAAUCAAGUUUAUCACUCUAAAUAUUAUACAUGUUUGUCGUCUAUUUAAUUGAAUAUAGAUAGGCAAGGAUUUGAAAAUCAUUGUUAUCUGUUUUCACAACCAUAUUGAGAUGAAUUACUGGAUUACAUGUUCUAUACAAAGCAAAGGAAUGGAAACACCUAAAUGUGGAUUUGUCAUUAACGACCCAUGUGGGUGAAUAAUGUAAGUCUGGUAGAUCAUCACUGGUUCUGCUGAUGGACAGACAAACAAGCUGACAUAGAUGUAAACAAAACCUAAACUUGGGUUAAAUAGUGAAUACAGAAGCGUGAUCAUUUACCUUUUCCGACCCCGGACACAGCGUCAGUGAUCACCACCACUUUGUUUUUCACCAAAGACAUGGACAUGAACUGCAAGACCUCAUUGUAGAUGUAGUACACCCCUGCUGCCACCACCACCAGCAGGGGGAGCGCCACCACGGAGGGGAGGGACAUGGUCUGAGGAGGAGAGAGCACGAUCAGACAGAACCAGAGGGUUAGCAACAAUCGGAUACUAAAAUGCCACUUGUCAAAUCUGCCCAUUCCCACCAAACUCACACACUGAAAGCAGAAGAUGGUCAUGUGACGUACCACAAGUUUUAACCAAGGGUGGACAGAAAAGUAUAUAUUUAGUCACAUUAAUGGAGUCGCCUUUUUGAAUAUUUUUACUGUCUUUUUAGUAGUUCCUGAAAGUGGUAUCUGUACUCCUGUGUUGGUAUUUUCUGAGACAAUUGUUCAGUAAAGACUAGACCACAGUCCUAGUAUCAAGCCCUUCCUGGACCAAAAACAUCAAGCAUCUCACUGCAAAUGAAAAUAAAUCUUACAUUUCAUUAUGAAGUCUGAGUCGUGUCGUCUCCUAGUGUCUCCUAGAUUCAGAAGGAAGAGUGAGGUGGUACAGAUUCCAAGUUGUUUGAAGUCCAGUCUGAGGUUUGUGAUGGUUUGGGGCGCCAUGCUAUCUGCUGCUGUGAAUCUACUGUUUUUCAUUCCAAGUCCAGAGUCAACAUUGCUUAAAGUCUACUAGGUGAUUUUAUAUACUUUUUUAUGCUUCAUUAUCUGUGAAGCUUUUUGAAUAUUCUGAUUUCCUUUUCCAGCACCUGCACAGCACCAAAACACCUACCAAAUCAGUUUGCUGACUACAUAACAGUGUUCAAUCAGCCCGCUAACUGAACUGGCCUGACCUGAACCCCAUACAGGAUCUCCGGGAUGUUUGUCAACAGGAAGAUGAGAAACAUCCGAGCCAAAAAUACAGACCAGCCAGAGGCCACUGCUGAAGCAACGUGGUGUUUGUAAAUCUGGAUAUACGGUGUGUGCAUACACUGUUUAUGUUGAUGUGUAAGAAUGCACGUCUAUGUAUAGGUAUGGGUAUGUACAUGUAUAUAUUGAUGCAGGUAUAUGUGGUAAAUGUAAUUUCAUUGAAUGUACAGAUUUUGUUAUAGAACCUUAUGGAACUGUAACACCUUUUUAAACAUUUCUAAUUCAUAACAUCCUCUCUUUUGAUUUCUAAACUUGUUUUUUAAACUUCUGCUGGUGUAAACUCUACAUUGCAUGCAUCAAAACAGUCUUGGAAAAGUCAAGUGACUAAAAUAGAAGCAAAAACCCAACUGUUGCUUUGCACAAGUUUACAAGCGCAUUUUUCCAGCAUCAAAUACACUUUUUAUUGCAGUUAAUUUUUGUUUCAUUGAAAUCUUUUCUUUGAGUUUUGUCUUUAAACUUUUUUAAAGUGUUUGACUACAUAAUAAAGACACUAAAGUCACUUAGCUGUUAAUCUCAUGGCUGGUAAAUCUGUGUAUUAGUUGGCCUGGACUGGCCCCACUUACCUUGUAAAGUGUGUUUGAGGAGAACAGCUAAAUAUACUCGGCCCAUGCGUUGGCACAGAUACCGCUCACUGUGUCACCUCUGGGAUGUUGUCAUUAGAUCCCCGAGAGGCGGCAACUGAAGAGGCUCGCAUUUACAAGCAAUGUCUGACCUUAUCUGCCCCGCUUUGGUUUGGUUAACACAUGAGGAGAACUGCUAAUCCACGUUAAAACCUCAGCAAUGGCUGCGGAGACACUUUGCCCUCAUCAGACACGUACCCGGCUGAUUGGAUCCCUCUGUUAGUGAAUGCACAUCUAUAGCAACACACACAAACACGAAACACACACACCUGUAAUGUGUGUGUUAUUCUUGGUCCACUUACAGAACGAUCAGGGAGUUAAUCCUUCAGCAGGACGGGCUCUUGUUUUUUCUGGGUGUAGUUAGGUAACACAGUCCCUUCUCCUCCCUCUGUGUCCCUCGUCCAUGCACACAGCUCUCUGUCCCUCUGUCUCUGUCCGUCUCUGUCCCUCUGUCUGUGUGUCCUCUGGGACCUGCUGCUUAUAAUAGCCUCUGCUUCAGUCAGCCAUUAAUAUACACACAUGCAGAGAAUAGUAUCUGAGACAUGCUCCUUGUUGCCAGCGUGAAGGGAGGGACCUGAAGUCAGAGUCUCAGAUACUCUUGGUGAUUUAUUUUGCUCUUAUGUUCAUGUUAUUCAUAUUUUUCCUUUUAUUUUGAUUUUUAAGCUUGUUUUGAAUUUGGUUUUUAAAAGUCCAGCCUUAAUGGUUUUCAUUAGGUAAGAAUCCCACAGUCGUAUCUACCUAUAGAAAGGUUCUUGAAGGGUGAGGGUAGGCAACACCAUGUCGGGGGGUUGAUUUACGCCUGUUGGCACACCCCAGGGCAGAGUGCUGUCCCCUCUGCUCUCUAUUUUUUAUACUGACUGAUGACACCCUAGGCCUUAUAUAAUUAGGUUGGCUGAUGACACCGCCUCAGUCAGCCUACUGGAGCAGGAUAAGGUCCAACAUGGCCCAGUGUUGAAAGACUUUGUUGAUUGGUGUAAGGUGUAACACUUGAAUUUGAAUGUAUCUAAAAACAAAGAACUGACUUUAGACCUCAACUCCAUCUCUGAUCAGAGGUCAGGAGGUCGAGAUGGUGACAGAGUAUAUAUGCAUGGUCUCAUUAUUGAUCACAAACUUUCCUGGGAUCCUUGUGUUGAUGCUAUUUUCAAAAAGGACUUGUAUUUUCUUUGGAAACUGAACUCUUUUAACAUUGACAACAAAGUUUUAACUUUGUUAUAUAAAUCCUGUAUUGAAAGUAUCCCUUUGUGUUCUUGUAUACCGGUUUGGACUGUCUGAAAUCACACAUAAUAUGAGUUGGGUAAAACUGUUAAGACCUGUGAGAAAAUGAUGGGGGAGCAGCAGGCUGACCUGCAUAUAUAACAGGCUGGCCCAAAGUCCCAUAUGCAUUUGAUACUGUGAAUCAUAAAAUACUCAUUUGACCGACAGGAGAAGUGGACUGGUGUCAUGGCGUGGCCAUUUGGGGCAUCAUGGCACAAAAAUUAUUAAGAAUAGGAGACUCCAAAAUGUUGAACAGCUGAUUUUACACAUCUGGCAAAUCUUCCCCUGGAAUCAAAAUUUUAAAAAGCCAUUAUCUUCAUCAUCAUAACUAUGAAUAAAACCAUUUUGGUUGAGCUUUUCCUGUCUUUGCACAAUUGUCAAUCAAAUAUAAGAUUUAAAUGAUUUGCAAACCAAAUCUUUUCAAUUAAUAUUUUUGCAAUGUCCCAAAUUAUAUGGACUUGACAAUGCAAAUAAAAUUUAAGAAUCUAGACACAAUGCUUUUUAAAAUUUAACCCAUGCCAUCUUUUUAACUUUAAGGUUGCUGAACUGGAUGGUAGAAUAAAACGUUCAACAACAAAAUUUGCAUCAAACCGAGAUAGAUUCAAAAGUAUUUGCUCAAAAUAAAUCUGAUAGUUUUCUGAAUUAAAUGUAAACAAAAAUAUUGUGAUGAAAGAAGCAUAAUUUGAAUGAACAGCCUGUUGAAAACUGAUAUACAGUCAUAUUGUGAUUGAAACUUAAGCAUCACUGUUUUUAUUUAUGAUAAAUAGCCUAAAGUAUCUACGGCGGCUGGGAACUGCCACUGCUGCAAAUAAAAAAGAAUGCAAAAAAAAAAAAAAGAAUUCACAACGGAAGUUACCGAUGCAAAAAAAAGAAACAGUGCAGAUUUAAAAAAAAAAAGCCACAAAGGAAGUUAACGACACAAAAAAAGUGGUGAUAGAUUAAAAGAAAGUUACUUACUGCGAAAAUAAAAGGAUGCAAAUAAAAAAGCCACAACGGAAGUGGGCUUUGGUUCAUUCUUUCUUUCUUUUCUUUUUCUGCAUGAGUAAACUCUGUUGUGACUCCUUUUUCUUUUUUUGUCUUUUUUUUUCGCAGUGGCGGUUCUCGGCCACCCGAAGUAUUUGCAUUUAUCUGGGGGAAAAACAACUGAUUAGAUCAAGAUCUGAUGAUGCAUUUUUAGAAGCUCAGUAACCAUGUCCUGUCAGUGGGCGGCGACGGUGAGCAGUUAUCGCGAGACUUCCAUAGAAAUCCAUGAGCGUGUGUGUGUGUGUAAGUGUGUGUGUAUGUGUGUUGUGUACGCUCCCCCUCUCCGUUUGGGAAAGAAGAAAAUAAACGUCUCGCUGCUAACCAGGCUAGUUAUGGAACCGAACCCAGAGUACUCCUCCUGCCGCCUCUGACCGGCACUGAGCUGCUCGCCCUGCAAGCAGCGGGUCUACCACGGACAGCAGCAUAGGAAGGGCUCGGAAUUACGGGACCGAGUGUUUAUUUAAAAGUCCAGUUAAAGAGAAGAGCCAGGAGGAGCUUUCAUUAGCUUACAGGGCUAACCGAAGCUAGCAGAAAGAGCACUGGAUGAAGUUCGCAUGGACUGACUGCUCCUCCUGGGUUAGGAUCCUGCUGCCUGACUGAGAGUUUUAUUCACCUUCACACGGGAGUCUGCUCUUGUUAAUGGACGCUGUCGCCUCGGAGGUUACAGGCGGUUUCUGUGUGCAGGGUUUUUGCUUGUUUGUGUGGUUCUCACAGUAUUGAUGUGGAAGCUAACAGGAUAUUAGCCUCCUCUCUGAGCGCUCCGCUUUGUGGGAACAGGCCAUGGACUGAGCAGCUUUCAGCACCCACUGAGGGAUGGGAAACCUGGCUUAAUGGCAGCUAAUUAUUCACCAGGAAACAGCAAUUGGAUACAGCUAAACAGACUUUAAUUUGAACCUUUAUUUUUCCUAACAAGUGUUAUCUCCUUUUGGGCUUUUUUUUUAAACUUGAAAAUGCGUCGGAGUUCAGGAGCUUUUAAUAAGUUGGGAUAAGAAGACGCUGAAGAAAGCCGGAGGAUUACAGCUCCGCCGUUUAUUCCAGUUUUGAAGAUAAAUUCGUUUUUUUUUAAUAAUAGAAAAGGUGAAGUAUGUCUACCGCUAAAGAAAACCCCUGCAGGAAAUUUCAAGCGAACUUCUUCAAUAAAAGCAAAUGUCAGAACUGCUUCAAACCCCGAGAACUGCAUCUGCUCACCGACCAGGACCUGACACAGGUACAGAUACAUAUCAUUUCCUAAAUUUAUGAUAUUACACUGAAGUAGUGAUAUACGAACAGUCAGAUUCCUUCAUGCACGACACUGUUUGAAUUGUGUCCAUUUGUCAACAUAACUGGAAGAAACCAUAAUCAUCAAGACAAGCGAUAAUUCGAUACAUUGGGUUACGAUACAAUAACGUAUCUAACGUAAUAACUCUAAUUCGAUACAUUGGGUUACGAUACAAUAACGUAUGUAAAGCAGUAACUUUUAUUCGAUACAUUGGGUUACAAUACAAUAAUGUAUCUAACGCAGUAACUGUCAUUCGAUACAAUGGGUUACAAUACAAUAACGUAACCAAGGUUAAGAGCCGCAGUUUCUUUAGAUGUAAUGUAAUAUCAAAGUCCACAGUCAGAAACAGAAAAAAAUGCAUGAAAUUUUUGGAAAAAUAGUUGUAUUUGUUAUAGGCUUUGAAGAAACUCAACAUUUACUAGGGAUGGGAGUUCAGGAACUUUUAAUAAGUUAGGAUAAGAAGACGGAUGAGAAGGACCUGACACAGUUACAGAUACAUAUAAUUUUCAAAAUGCAUGAUAUUUCAGUGAUACUAACACUCUGAUUCCUUCAUGCAUGACACCAUUUGAAUUUUGUCCAAUUAUUGGCUUAACUGGAAGAAACGGUAAUCAUCGAAACAAGCUAUAAUUUGAUACAUUGGGUUACAAUAUAAUAACGUAACCAAGGUUCAGCGAGCAGUUUCUUUCGAUGUAAUGUGAUAUGAAAGUCCACAGUCAGAAAAAAAAAAUCUGUAUAUUUGGAACAAAAGUUGUAUUAGGAUUCGGGCAACACAGUAGGAUACCAUAACAAAAAUAUGCAGCGAUACCUAGUCUGCCUUUGGUCUUGAAGUCCAAUCUGAUAUCUUUGAAUAUUGAGCAUAAGCCAACACCAAAUUUGGUACUUGUAUCUGGAAUAUUUCAGAUUGAGAGAUUUUUUAUUCGAUCAUAUAUGCAUACAAUACAAUUUUAGACAAGAAAUUCCCUAUUUUGUGGGGAUCAAAAAGGAGUAGGUUGACGCUAUUUAGCUUUACCAACCGUCAUUCCUUCCUAUUCGUUUACCCUUUGCAUGUCUCUAGAAUUUAGAAUUUCUGAUGUCCCCUAAUUUCAGAAACAGUUCAUUAAUAUGAUGGAAGAAUCCUACCUUUUUAACUAUCCUUAAUGCUCUCUUUUGCAUAAUACAUAAAGGUUCUGGAAUUUUGGGAAGUUUUGUUGGUUGAGCAUCUUACGGAUGGCAGAAACCUUCAUUCUCUAUCAUAGGGGUUGAUGAUUGCCCAAAGUGACAAAUAUGACUCCACUCUCUCCGGUCUUUUUGCCUCUUUCUCUCUCUAUAGCAUAUUCAUACAUCCUUCCAUGUUAAGUCCAGAGUUUGACUCCUAAGCUUGGCAGCCUUUUCCUCUGUUGCUUUGGUGAAUGUGGCCUUCACUAAAACAACCAAACCACUUCAUGUUAACUUCUUACAUAUCUGCUAUGGCUCUGUGAAAAAUUAUAUAACAUAUGUUUGUGUCUGGUUUGAAUUACUCCCACACUGCUGACAUUGUAGCCGUGGGGUUGAAAACACUUCUGUUAUGCUGAAAAUUGUGCUCUGUUUAUGACAGCCUAUGUAAGUGAUUGGGGGUGAGCUUAAACGGACAAUUCUCAAUCUAUUAAAAAUGCUAAAAUCAGGUCUGAUCUGAUAGUUGGGAUUGGGACAUCCCUGAACAUAUGACAAAUCUACUCUUAUGCAGUAAUUGACCACAGCAAAUUAUAUACUUAUAUGAUACAUAAGGACAACAGCAGUAUUAGAAUUCAUGUAGUUUUGGACUUGUAUCUAGUCUGAAAUCAAAGCAGCAUCCAAAUAAUAAGCACUUGAGUGUCUUGAUACUCUCAUUGUUUGAAGGUUAAUUGAUUGUUUGAUUGACUACCAUCCAUGGAAGUCUGUUCCUGAGCUGUUCUUUGCUGCCAGCAUUUGGAAAGUUGAAAAUGAUUAUUGACUGUAAAACCAGCUUGUCAGGCUCAUGACAAUGUAGGCCAGACGGCCACACGAUCCCCGUAGCUUGUAAAUACCUUGCAUGCUUAGAUAUUUGUAAUGUUUUCAAAUGAGUUAGGUACUUAAAGUGAGCUGAAGAGAGCGUCUUAACUGUAUUUGUUACAGUCAGCCCUAGAGGACUUUAUGAGGACCAUUACAGCUGUGGGUUAGACCGGUGAAAGUUAAUUCCUGUAAAUCUCUUCUACAGUACAACUGCUAAAAAAAAACAAGAGGACUACAAUUGGCUGACACUUUGUUGUCUUUGAUUGUGUAACCUCCAGCUGUUGUUUAUCUGCAGUUGUUUGUUUUUUGUGUGUACCCCAGGCAGGCCUGGGAACACUACAGUCACGUUUCCACCACGACUAGCAGGAACUUUUGGUCCAGCAGCUUUUUUUUCAGGGAUCUAAAUGGUUCCUUCAAGUUUUUCUUCUCUAUGUUUCUCUUAAUUGCAUUCACAGUUAAACCAGACUUAGAGCAACUAGAGACCUACAAACGAUACAGUACUUAACAUACAGAGUAGGCAAAUGAGUCUGCUACACAAUUCAAAGUGACAAACAGAAAUCAUUAUUAGCGCAACACUGCAGCAACAAAAAGUCAGAAUAAUUAUGUACUAAGACCAGAUUGCGAUCAAUACUCAAUAAGCUGAACACAAUGAGAAAAAGUCGGAAACAUGACUGGAAGUUUUUAGAAGUUGGCACUGAAAUAAAUGCUGAAAGUGAUGAACCAGUCAAGCCCACCUUCAAACUUCCUGUUUGCUUUUAGACCUCAGUACCCUUCAUUAACUUUGCGGAAAUGAAGGUCAAGAAACUUACAGUCCUAGUUCUUGUGGCAGAAAUUUGCUCUUUUAAAGGUUCUUGUUGAAACUAAAGCAACACAAUAUUACCGGCAAAGAAUUGUCACUAGCAGAUAAUAGCUGCUAACAUUCAUAAUCAGUAUUUGCAGGUGUGAAGUAUAAUUAUCAGUAUUCAACUUCACACACAUGACUUCAUAGGAGUAUUUCAUAGGGUCAUAAACAGACAGUGGACAGACUAUUGAUUUUCCAUAUAGGUUAGGUAAAGUUUGUUUGAUAUAGCACCUUUCACAAAGAAUAUUUUUACCAUCAGUGAUGCACAAUAUAGGAUUUUGCUGAUAUCCAGUUUGCUGAUAUUUUCUCUCAUUUUAGCCAACACCGAUAUCAACACUGACAUAGACACUUUUAUUAUUAACACAAAGUUUAAUGCUAGUUACUCUUAAUUUGACAGUCUGUUGGAUUGACAGUGUUUGAUCCUACCAUCAAUUAUAAAGGUAGCUUUUACUCCCAUUUACAGAUAUGACACAACGCUCCUGCUGUCUGUAUUCACCACUUGAAAAUAUUUGGAUGGAGCCAACACAUGCAAAGUGUGUUGUGUGCACAUAAUGAAUGCUGAUAAUGUUAUCUGCCGAAAUUUUCAUACCAGCUGAUACAAUAUUUAACUUUUGCCAAUAGUGAUAAUAUUGUGCACCCUGACCAUUUCUAGUGGUGUCAAAUAUUGUUUGUCCUGUUUUAUGUCUCUUUCUAAAGUAAAUAAAGUUUCAUGGUGAAAGUAAAAGGUUCAUCCUUAAAGAGAAACUGGAAAAAAGGGGUGAUACGUAUAUUGCGAAAGUAUAAUGCCAUGCAUCCAUACAUUUCCUGCACUCUUUCAACACCUGAAAAUUCAAUUUUGACUUUACUUGGAUUUGUUUCUUUUAGUUCCUUGUAAAAACUAUGAAGUAAAAGUCAGUAAGAUUCACUGUCAGUGAGUUGGAGGGUGUUAAAAUGUUAAUAUCAUACAACCAGUGUGACCCUCUUGUAUAUAAUUGGUAAUGCAGCAUGCUAGUAGUGUUCCACUCAUAUAUUGAUAUUGUAAUAACCAUAGACUGUAUAUAGAAUGGAUGGCGUCUGCCUCCUCACUGGGUGAAGCCACUGUAAAAACCGCAUCCUCUGGUGGCAGGCUGCAGUACAGGUCAUAAAUCCCGUCUCCUACAGCAAUCCCUAUGGAGCUGUGGACAAACAUUAGAAAUUAAUUACACAGAAUAAGCAUUUUUCUCCCCCCCCGGUUGCGAUGUUGACAUGUAGUUAUUGUAAGACUGGUUUGUGCUCAAGUCCUCUUUUUUCUGUGCAGCUCCAUUUUUAAAAGUUAUUAGGAGGUUCAUGUUUUCUAUGAUUGACACUUGAUACAGCAUAUGGGCGUAGGAAGAUUGUGUAGCUCACCUGGGGGAUACGCUGUUUGAGCCGAGCGUCAUCACAGCAACUUUCUGCGACUCUCCCGCUGAAUAUGUCCAAUGCUACUGCGCAAGUGGUGGUUCCAGGAAGUGGAGAAAAUCCCGGAAACACCAAGAGCAAUUUAGCUUCAAAUACGUACAAUGACGGAAGGUGGAGCCAAGUUGUCUAUAGUAUAUACAGUCUAUGGUAAUAACGUGUCGUUACAGAGUAUUGGUAGAAAGAAAAAUGGUAAGAAAGUCUGUUGCUUCUUCAGCCUUCUGUUACAAACACGAUAUGAUGACAGCAGCAUCCUUUUCAAAUCAAACCCUGCCUCUAGAGACCACCUUUUCCAACAGGGAAUACUAGACUUAAUGACGGACAUGUGCGAAUGAACAUCUCUGGCAAAUGUCUGUGAAGCUGCUGUGGAAUUAUGGAAAAAACUUCCAGGAGGUGUGAUGUUCAGCUCAUGAGGAAGUUACCGGAGACUUUAUGUGAAGGAGCAGAGAUGAAGUGGAGCUGUGUGGAUCGCACUGUGAGCAGCAUGUUCUCUGAGAGCAUGUUUCUCCCUCUUAGAUCAUUAGUUUAGUCUCUGUUGUGUCCUGUAAUUGAUCCCAGACUUGAGGCCCAGAUGGGCUCUUGAACGCAGCUUUAGAGCCAAACAGCAACGUCAGCAUCCUCCUCUCCGGUGUGUGUGUCUGUGUGUGUGUGUUUGUGGGGGGGAUGCACUCUUUCUUUCUGUCUGUAAAGUGCAUACAGCUCUCUGCACUGAGUGUGCUGCAUGUUAACCCUUCAGACUCCUGAGGAAAGAUGGAUGGCUUAGUGUUACAUCACAUCCUCUAAUCUCCCUCUGACCCGGCCCUCGCUCUGUGCUCUGUGCUAUGACGGAACCAGAGAGGCUUACUGAAUGAUACUCCAUCCGUCCUCGCUCAUCCAGCCGGCCGCAGGCUGUUUGAGCCUGUCUCCAGUCUGUCAGCUAUCCAAACAGGCAGCAGGGAGCUCAUUGCACAAGCAGGUUUUGUAAGGACUCUAUGUGGACGCUGCUCAGACCAGUUACCUCCACUCACCAAGGCCUUUACUGGCCUAAAGCUGUGUUAUAUAACCGCACAUAAACAGUGUUAAACUUCUGAGGUGAGGGUGAGGCUUUGUAAAAUGUUCCAGCGUUAAGAAACUGAUACCGGCUGACUUAGAAGAGAUAAACUCAGUCACCCUGCGAGGUGAAAGCUCCUGUAAAGCUGUGUAAUGCUGUUAAAACACCAUGAAUAGGCUGUUUAGCUAAGUGAAUUUGAGCCCUAAAUUAAACGUAUUCGGAUGGAGCUUCAGUACGCAGCUUUGAAACAGAUAGCCCACAUGGAAAAGUUGUGCAAAGAGAGGAGAGCUGGAUGUCAGAAGGACAGUAUCCAAUAUAAACAAACUCUUUGUUCAGCAGAGCUGGAAUAAAAGGUGGGCCGGGGGAGGGGCUGCCGCUGCUCCCAGAGCCAGAAAAUAUUCAUUUAUUUCGAUCAGUGCGCUCCAGAGAGAGGUUUUAUUCCCCCACAAGCUCCAGGUCUGUUGUCACGGUUCUCACUCGGUCACAUGAACAUGAACAGUGUGUCCUGCAGAGUUGAGAAGUUCGCCUCAGAGAGAAGUGAUCACACCGUAAAGGAGAGGGGGAGGAGGAGGAGGGAGGCAGGGCGGAGAUGGAGGAUGCAGGCAAGAUUAGGUUUAAAGGUACGUGGGAGAGAAGCAGGGGGAGACAGGCAUGGUGUGAUGGGAUUGGAGGAGUGGGAGCAGGAGUCACAGGAGGAGAGAGGAAGUGUGGGCUCGGGAAAUCAGAGUACAGCUUCCCCACCAUGUGAGGUUAUAAUGAUCCACAGUGGAGUCAGACUGUUCACAGAGGAUAUAGCUUUAACACAUAACAAAUGUUCCCACGCAGAGCUGCGCUCUGUCGGUUUGUAAUCACUCAAGGAGACGUGCUGUAACUUCAUGCUGAAUUGACUGUCGGUCAUGUUAUGUCUUUCUUAUGGAAAAAAAGGGGUCUGAUAUCAGUAUCAGCUGAAGGUAGGGCUGCACGACUUUGGCCAAAAAUACAAACCUGAUUUUUUUCACUGAAAAGCCCAUUUUCAAUUUUUUAUUCAGUGUCAACUCUACCAAACUUCACUUAAAAAAUAAAAACAUUUCAAUCAUGUGUCAGAAGGAAACCUCUAAAAACGAUGUCAUGCUAGUUAGUUGCGCUGUAACGCUGCACAGCAAAGGCACAAAAGACAGAAGAAGAGUACAGAGCAUGCGUAUAAAGGUUGUUUUGGCCGGACACACAAAGGCGCCAUAAAAGAGCUACGGUGGAGAAAUGGUGGAGAAACUUUUAAGUUGCUUUUUUAAUCAAAGCACAUUGUUAUUAUUAAUAGGAUUAUUGUAUUCAUUAUAACGAGUUAGUUAGUUGUUAGCUGCAGCUCACUGAGCAGACCCCCAACCUUUAGGUCCUGCACACAAAAACGCACAGUUCACUGUCUCAACACUUGGCAGUUGCAGAGAGUUUUCCAGACCAGUGGUCCUGAAAAAGAGGAGCUAGAUAAGUAUUUGUCAGCAACAACAUCAGCUUGCAAUCAUCUAAACUUGUUCUUACUAAGUCUGCUAUCUGGGUUGCUUCUAAAAUCCAAAUAAGGUGGCAGCUGAAAAGUGAAACAUGCACAUUUCUGUAGUGCAGCGCAAGCAGAAGCAUAUGCUGCGCAGUCAGUGUCCUGCUCAUUAUUUAACAUCAGUCAGGACAGAUGAAGUGUUUCUGCUCCUGUUCUCUCUGCAGCAGCUGCUCCAUAACAGUGUUUUCUCCCCACAGUCUGAAUGUUUCUCAGGCCGCCUGUCUCCCUGCAGGACAACAGAAAGAAGGGGAAAUCAUUCGUCAUCUUCUGCCUAAUUAACAGGCUGAAGGAUUUAUCUGGGUCACAAAAUGCUCCUUUUUCAAAAUAAUCCUUUUUCAAAGGAGUUCAACUCAUCUAAACUGCCUUCACAUAACACGUCAGUACACGUCUAAACCAGGCACAUAUAGAUUUAUGGUGGGCAUGCAGUGACACGGAGCUGUUUUAAAGAGCAGACUAAUAACCAGGGCCUUCCUUCUUCAGUCAGCAGAGAUAUUUCAGGUUUGUGUGAGAGGUGGAGGAGUGAGCACAGAUAGAAGAGCUGAUCAGUAAUGGUUAACAAAGAGGAGAGACUGUCAGAGUGAAUGCAGAGCAAAGAGCAGCAGAUUUACCCCGAGAAAAACACAAGUCCAGCGAGUAAUUACAGGGAAGUGCUGUGAGCAUUGAAGUGUUAAAAUAGAUCCCAAAUUAAACUCUUCAUUGCUGGAGCCUUUUGCAGUGGAGAGCUAAGACUCCUGUCUUUAUUAGCAUCAUACUGCACUUUUGUUUAGGAUGUUGUUUCAUUACUUUUGGUGCUGUAAGGCUUACUAUGCUGCAACGCUCAUCCUGAUGUCUCUAAAUAGUCAAGUGUGUCAUACGUUGGGGAUGAAAAAGGAAUAAAAGGCAGUUUCCUUACUGUGCUGUCAGUGACUCGAUGGUCAGAAGCCCAGCCCUGUGCAAUGGGUCAAGGGUCGAGAAGUCUAGAAGUAGUCAGUCAUGGUGGUGAUAGUCUGGGUUGCAUAAAGAGACACCUGCAUCAAAUUGAACCUGUUUUCCAGUCAAACACAACAUCCAAAACAGGCUCAAAGAAAAUAAAUCAACAAGCACAACAGCUGAUGUAAAAUGUGUUUUUAGUCUGCAAAGGAACAAAAAUAUAAGGGCCAAAUGAAGAAAUAAAAGAGAAAUCAGGUCAGUUUGUUUCUGGACAGAAAGAUAACUAUAUAUGCCAGAGCUGUUUUGAAGGGCAAUCCCACAUCAGGCGCCAGUCCACUGUCUAAAAAAUGAGAAGAUGACACAUCUGACAGUCUGUGUUUUGAUAUUACAAGAGCCUCUAUUUUACUCAUUUUAAAACCUAAAGCCAAUCCCUAUUGUAAAAUCGGUAAAUUCUUGACCCAAACUACAACUGUACCAUGACACACCUGGAACAACACCUGAUUCAAAUGAUCAGCUCGUUAUCAAGCUCUGUAAUGGCUUACUAACGAGCUGAUCAUUUGAAUCAGGUGUGUUGGAGCAGGGAAACAUGCAGGACAGUGGGCCUCGAGGGCUGGACUUGAGAACCACUGUACUAGAAUAACUUCCUUCCCAUAAGAUGAUGUCUUUACAGCGAUUUUUUUCCUCAUGAUAUUCUGACUUUACAGCACCUUUACUCAUGUGCUAUUACUCAGUGUCAUAAUUUUAUUUUUGUGUCAUAAAACCUUAAUUUCUUAUCACUUUGUUCGCACAAUGAUUUCCUCCUGAUAAGAUUAUGACUCAAGUUGUAUUCUUGUAAUAUCAUAACUUAAGUACAGCUGUAUUUUCCUCAUAGUAUGACUCCAGCUGGCCUUCUUUUGUUUGUAACAUUGUGAUUCAAACUAUAUUCUUGUAAUCUUAUUACCUCAUUUUCCUAGUAUAAUGACCUCAGUGUCCUACAGCUUGAUUCUUGUAAAAUGACAUCUUUUACUCUCCUAAUCCAAACAUAUGUGUGUCCUUCUUGGGCCUAACACUCUGUCAUGUUUAAUAAAUAGCGCUCAAUUUCCCAUAUUCACCUCGUCAGCUUUUUAGAAAGGUAAACACACGCACAGUUUGUCCUUAAACCCCAAAAUACAAAGAGGAUCCUGUAUAAGCCAGUAACUCAAACACAUGCGGUCAUAUUUGAGAAUGACCGCACAUGAAAAUUUUUGACGUUUUUAUGAUUGCCUGAGAAAAAUGACAUAAAACAAGCAAACAGACUGGUGUAGUUACUGUAAGCACUAUUCCUGAGAUCCAAAGAGCCGACCUGCUGCCCUGUGUUUAUGUGUUUUCACGUCUUUUGAUCUUUCUGCCUGUGUUGGUCUGAGCUGGUUUGUGGUCAAACCGGUCGAGAAUGUGAACCAGGAGUGCACGCGUGUGUGUGUGUGUGUGUGUACGUAGACGGGGAUGUGUGUGUAUUUUGUGUGUAACAGUGGUCUCAUCUGCUGUGGUGAACCAGGACAGAGAGGCAAGCAGUCAUCAAACAGAGCUGAUUACAGCACGAUGCUCACUAACUAACUAACUGGUUUUUGUGCGGCUACGAAAUGAGAACAGAGGCAACAUCUGGGCCCCAAAAGGCUUCACCCUCCCCUCUCUCUCUCACCCCUCCCCUCCCCCUCAGCGCACACACUCUCCCAGUUUUAAUGAUUACCUAAAUUGCUGUUUUUUUCCCUCUCUCUCUUUUACAGGCUAAACCUAUUUAUGGUGGAUGGCUGUGUUUGGCCCCUGAGGGAACCGACUUUGACAAUCCAAUGCAGAGAUCGCGGGUAAGAGCAUGCAUUACAGGCCUGAGAGUGUGUGUCCAUUGAAUGCCUGUACUCUAGUGUGGGAUCGAUGCUUGGACAGUGAGACCUCAGUCAGUUUUGGCUUUUAAAAGCUGUGAACAGAUCAGCAGCUGUACGUUUAAUGUAAAGCUGAGGGGAGAAUACAAGAGGAUGUAAAAUUUUUUGAUGCUCUUGAAUACUACAUGCUUAAAAUCAAGAGUAACUUAUAUAUGUUAACUAUGACAGAGUGGGGGAGCUCUGAAAUGUAUGAAAUGAUGGAUAUACAGUCUUAUUUCCAACCCAGAGCUGCAGAGAGUGAAAGACAAAUAAGAUGGAAGCCUUCAUCGUCUUUGGAUCAAAAACAACAAAAUUGCAUUUCCUCUUCCAGGAGUGCCAAACAAUGUUAAUCAGAAGACCAUUCAUAAAAAAACAUACCUACCAGACAGUGAGCAGCAAAGGUCGAGCAUCGUAGAGAUUAAGGAAAGAGAGAGAGAGAGCACCACUAAUGAAAAGAAAGCAGUGUUGUGGGACACUGAGGCUCUGACUCUGCUCAUCAUCUGCUUCAAAGUACAUAAGAUCGUGUCCAAACUCUUGUAACGAAACACGACCGACCUUGUAGCUGUGUAAGUACUGAUAAACCUCAGAGCUCUUAAAGUUGCUUACAACAAGUCAAAAAAGUCGCUAAAUACGCUCGUGUGUUGUAAAUAAGGCCAUGCUUUAUCUCAUCAGUGGAAGUGGCAGUGGAAUUACAACAUGAUCCGACAGAUGAUGUUCCCACUUUUUUAAACAUCAAUCACUCCAAUAAUGUAAUGUAAAAACUAGGGCCCGACUGAUUCACCGCAUCGAUCGGGCCCUAGUAAAAAACUUCAUUGGAGACCCAGUUAGUCCAUAAUAUACAAAAAACGAAACAAUACAAAAGAUACAAAAAUUAAGAUAAAAACACAAAUUGUGCUUCCAGAGGCAAGAGGAAUAUUUUGUGUCACUAAGUGUGUCAUAAUCAAAAUUAUCGUACAAUUAUGCUAUGGAAAAUGCCGAUUCCACGCCCAGUGACAGGAUGCACUGGAAGACCUACCCAUGAUUCACACAAGGCAUCAUUGGGGAUGGGAAAAAGGUGGAUAGUAACUGAAAAAAAGGCUAGAAGCAGAAGCACAGGUGAUGUCUGCGUGUGUAUCCGACAUCCAAACCAGCUUGAGGACAAAGAGACUUGUUUGAGCUUAUUUACAAAAAUGAGUUAAAACCUUUGUUCACGUGUGGAUGUGUUUGUUAUUCUAGUGUAAAUUGAUUCUUUCAUUAUCUGUCGAAUCGCCUCAAGGGUCAUGGUGCAGGAACAACAGAAAACUAAUGACACUUUUUUAAAAUUCAAAUUUAAUAUUUUUGUUGACAGCAGAGAAGUAACAGUGUUCAAGUCUUACAAGACGAUGAUCUGGCAGUUAUAAAUCUCCUUGUUUGAGUCUCUGUUUAACUGUUUAGAAAAAAGCUGGUGUUUGACUUGAAGUUAAGCCGUGACAGGAGUUAACAUGCACAGUGUGACAGGUUGGGUGGGUUAGAGUUUUCCCCACAGUGGGAUGAGCAAUGGCCAAACCCCUUUUCAGAUUAAGGAAUAUACGACACCAGAGCUAGAAAGUAACAGCUGAUGUCUUAGUGUUUCAGCUGGAUGGACAAAAAUGGAGAAAAAGCUGGAGGUGAAUCUUCUGUUUGAUGUAAACACGGUCACAGGACUGUGGCUUCUGUGAACACACUGCACUUUUGAGGCAAAAAACUGUAACAUCUUCAAAUAAAUUAGUGCAUUUUAUCGUAUAUUAGUGUUGUAAACAUGCAGAGGCUGAAUCAUUGCAGGCCGUGAACUCACAGAGUCUUAAAAUGAUUAACACUGACUAUGGAAAAAGUGUUUCUGCCACACUUUAAACACACUUCCAGGCACUGAGAGCUGAGCUAACAUAACUGCUGCUCACCUUCUGGGUGAUUUACAUUAGUCAGCUUUGAUUAUAUCGUUAAAAAAGAGUAACAUGUUGUGACACGGUUAAAAAAGAGUUGGCUGGAAAUGUGAUUUAUUUGGCUCAUGAUCAGAGCUCAUUUCAAACUCUGUUUGACGUGAUAUGAAAUUGAAAACAUGAGACUCAUGAAGGCUGAAAAAGGGAGUUUGAUGUGGAGCUCUACCAAAAAUAAAAAAUGUCUCCAUUUGGGAUUUAUUACACUUAAUCAGGAGGAUUAAAUUUCAGACUUCAAACAAACUAGUUUGGCCUUGUGCGUAAGUCGUGUGCCCCAUGGGCUACUUUCCUCCAUUUUAUUCUCUCCUCCAUCCUUCAUUGUCCUGUCCUCUCUGGAUACAGUCUUAAAAAAAAGCUCCACAGUAGCACUUAAAAGAGUCAAAUUUUUACUGAUGACACUUUUGUCUCCUGACAGAAAUGGCAGCGGAGAUUCUUCGUGCUGUAUGAACAUGGAUGUCUGCGCUUCGCUCUGGAUGAGUCGGUAAGUCUGGCACCUGUCUCCCCUACACUUAAACUUAAGCUUUACUGGCUUGUAGCGUCACCAACAUGAGUUCAAGAGUUCUGGUUCCAGGCUCUCUCAGUGUUGUGAGGGUCAAACAUUUGGCUCCCUGAUGCAGUUGUGAUCUCAGGUGAGAAUCUUUUGGUUGUGUUGCUGUACUGUGAGAGGUUGUAUUUGAAUGGCUGUGUGGUUCCUCUACCAUCAGCGUGGUCCUGCGGUCUUUCUCUUGUACACAAGUCUCCAGCAACAUCCGGUGUUUCUUAUUAAAGCACAUUGUGUGAGCUCUUGAGGACUUAAAACAUAUUGAAUGAAUUUCCUUCUUCGUAAAACACGGUGCAUUGUUUACGUCCAUGUUUACUGUUUCAGGGUUUGAUUCCUCCUUCCCUCUUACUGAGCCACAAACCAAUCUAAAGGGAAAAAACAUCAGGAGAGGCAGAGGAGUGUGUUGCAUUGGCGUUUGCAUCUUUGUGUUUGUUUUGACUUCUCAGCUUCGAGUAAGGCUUGUUGGAGAGCAUACGAAUCACUCUGAAGUUUUUAAUCAGUUCUGAAGUGUGUAGGCUGUUUCCCAGGACUUUGGAGUAAUAUGAUGAAGGCUUAUCUCCUAAGAGUUUAAAAAAACAAAAGUCAGCAGAGUUUCCAAAGUGGUGAAACUUCCACUCUUAGUUCACAGAAAGGUCAGCAGGAGUUCUCUAACUGAUUCAGUGUCACGGCAGAGUCCCACUCCACGACAGCAGAAUAGUCUUAUAACAUAUUUACAUGGAUGCUGUUUGCCUCGUCUUUUCCAUGUGGGAAACAUGAUUGUUUUAUUGUCAACACUUACACUCUCUCUGACAUUCCCACUGAGUUUUUGAGAGUUUAGGGAUUUCUCGCAGACUUUCUGAGCCUUUUAUGCACCCCUUCUGUAAGUGGACUUGGAAUUACCCAUGAUACCUAGCAUUGUGACGUGAAACCAGUCAUUAAAUCUGCAGGUAUGCUGCAGAAAUAAACAAUUUUAGUAAGUUACUUUUCAUUUCAUUUACCUUCUUUCCAUUAUGAAACAAAAUUUCCCCCUUUUAAUAUACUUUCAUGUAUUUAUAUAAUAUUUAGAUAUAUAUGAAGUCGUAAAGUGUUGUUUCAUUCCUCGUUGCAUCACUUCAAACCUUUCCAGCCUCUGUGUGACAACUGUAUAGUCUUUAAGGGCUCAGAGCUCAAGGUUGAGAGUGGAAAUGGAGAUCCUGUCAUUAUCUGUCAUUAUUCUGCCAAGACAGCUCUGUGUUCUUCAUCACCCGUGUCACAUUACUGUGGAGUCCAAUCAGACCUCAGACACAGUGCUCAGCAGCAGCUUUGGUUGUGUGUAGGUGGAGGUGAUUAUCAGCGUUUGGUUGGUUAUCGGAAUCAGUGUUUUAUUACAAUGAUCUCCGUUCAAAUUAGUUAAUUAGAAAGUGUGUCGCUUCGGCUCCACUGCCAGUGUCUUUCUUAGGGGUCUGUUUUCUUUGUCCAACAGGACUUGAUUCUAAGUGUAACAGUUAAACUAAUAAGCUCUAGUUUAUGAGAUUAAGAGUUUCAGUUUCCCAGAGUAACAUACUGUGGUGCCAUUUUCAAGUAUGGACACAAACACUCCUAAUCCACAGUUUGUGAAAAGAAAUCCAUCCAAACUAGUAACUACAUGCCUGCUUCCUCAGUGCUGAUUCAUUAAGUUUCAGAGCUGCUGGUCUGCUAAAGAAUCAGCUGGUUUAAGUUAAGCUGAACCUGUCUCUCUGGCUGCUAACCGGUUUGUGUUAAAGGGUAAACCUUUUGUUUAUUUCGGCUAAGAGCUACGUUUGGUUCCCACAGCUCUUUAAACGUUAACCUGAGUUUAUCUGGGAACUUUCUGCUCACACACACGGCAAACAUGCAUCUGUUAUUUACAAGGCCACCCUCACUAAAGGGCCAGUGACACCUCAGAAAGAUCUAACAUAGACAAACAGUAUAGGAGUUCAGCUCCUGGAUAGAAUUUCAGGGUUUUGUUUUUUUGAUGCUGUGGACUCUCCAGUAAGGGUUGGGUUGACUGAACUUCUCACUGACUGACAUUUCUCACUGACUCCUAAAGGACCGGCCUGAUAAUCGUUGGCUAACAGCGAUAAGCCUCUGUCUUGUUGACCACUGUUAGCCUGUGUGUGUCUCUGGGGGAAUGUGACACGGGUGACCAAACCCUCACAGGCUGAUCAGGCUGCAGAUUACACUGCUUGUGUGUAAACACAGGGGGCCACACACACACACACACACUAUUCUGCCUCCCAGAACAUACACACACCUUGACAUGCUGUGUUGAAACCUUCCUGUAAAACAAAUACAUUCAAACCCAUAUUAAUAAAAUGACACGGCUGUUCACUAAAGGUAUCUUUACUUCUCUAUCUGCAAGUGUGAGACGGAGAUGAACACUUUCAGGCUGUAAAACUACACACUGCUUUGAACAGCUGGCUCUCAAACACAUUAUGUGGCACUCAGUCCACUGAUGAAACAUUUUUGUUCAGUGAAAUCAACAUGUCAGCAUGCUCUGGUGGAAGUCCAGACCUCAGUGUGUUGAUUCUGUCCCUGCCAGCAUUUUAUUACAAAGUCGGUCUGAAUAUGAGGCAUUUUUUCCUCUCCAAAUACACGUGAAAAAGUGCGAUCAUCUCUUUUUAGAGGUCUACACUUUUUCAUGGCAUCAUACGGUGACAGUGCAAAGAAGUAGCCCAUCUGUUGUUUUGCUUUCAUCAAAAUGAGACAUUUUUAGGGAGUAGUAGUAGGAAUGGGCUGGAUUAAUCGAUUAAUUGAUUGAUCACGCUAAAUUUUGAUCGAUCUAACGUUAUUAAAAAGGGGCUGACGGUGUGUGUCCAUCCCCCAGGUGUUUUCCAGCAAAGAUCAACCCCUACUGAUUGGGAGGAGUACCCUCUUUGCCCAGUGUUCAAGUAAUGCUGACCUUGUGGCAUGGAAGGAUUUCGACAUUUUACAAGGGGUGUGAUACAGCAUCAGCGGGCUUCAGUAGAAGUGGAAAAAAACAUGAAGAAAGCAAGACGAAAUGUGGUGUGGGAUCAUUUAGAGCAGAAAAAUUAUGAGGUUUGCUGCAAACACUGCGAUGCUUUGUACAAGUACAACACGACAACAACCCCAAUGAUGUACCACUUGAACUUCAUAUAUCCAACUGAGGCUAACGAUUCCUCUGAGUGCUCUCAGUCUCAACCCACCAUCAGCUCCUAGCUAGCAAGGAGGAACUGUAGAGUGACCAGACAUCCCCGAUCUUGGAGGGCAGUCCCUAUUUUGUAUGACCUGUCCCCGGCUAAAGUUGUCCCCAGAAAUGCCCCCAAUUUUAGCAUUACAUGAAUGAGAAAAGAACAAUGGUUAUUAUGGUAGCCCGGCAGGUUGGAAGCGCGAGUGAGCAUGUAGCGCGCAGUCCAGAACCCCCCAAACUUAAAAAUAGUUGGGGGUUUUUCACGUCUUUCUGCGUAUUUUAUGCCAUUUGCAUAAAAAAAACAAUCAAAUCAAUGACUGAUCAUUAAUUUAUAUGAUUAAUCGAUCAAGGGACUUUCUUAAAAUGCCCAUUCCUAAGUCGUAGCUGUACAGCCAGCGUAGGACCUGAGUGCUGUGGAGUUCACUCGAUGAAAGCUACAAGACACCAAGUCAAGGUUGAUUUUGAUAAGAUGAGCAGACUCGUACCUGAACUUCAACUUCUCUACAAGAAAGACUAUAAAAAGGUGACUCCUUCACCGGGGGAUGGGAGGAUGGCUGCUGAAUGUAUUGCAGUGAUCAGCAUGAUGGUUUCCCACAAGUUGAUCCAGAUGAAGUUUAGAUUCAUUACUUUACUCCACAUUUCUAUAUAGAUGGAAGUAAACAUUGAAACAGCAAUUGAAACAUCUCUCAGGUGAUAAAAGUGAAGCAUUAGGUCACAUAACAAAUGAAACAUACAGUGAAAUGAUAACACAGCUGUAAAAGCAGGUUUUAUAGUUUUUCUUGAUGUUUGGAUAUCUGGAGUGCCAAAUCGGCUACCAUGAACUCUGGUUUGGACUACCCUUUCCUGACUUUGUGUACUUAAGACACAGCUACUGUUGGAGCAGGUGUGUGAGCUCUCCAGAGGAUCAGACUCCGUAUCAGUCGGACUCUUCCUCAGUGUGUCCAGCAGCUGUUUGAAGUCACAUGUGGUGGAUCUCUUUGUGUUUCCAGCGAUGACAAUGGGAGGAAACUGUGUUGGUUUUGCGUGUGUGCGUGUGCAUGUUUUCCACUGUGUAAUGUGUUUCCAGUGACACCCAGCCUGCUGUGUUUUCCUCUCAUUGUAACAGUGAUUCCAAAACUGUCUGCCUCAUUGUCCUGCACUCUUUUCAUCUGCUCCAGCAGGCAGGAAAGUGGGUCAGGAAAACUGCCGCUUUGUGCCCAGAGCCCGAGGAGAGGAACUGUGCAGCUGAUAACACCACGGUCAUGCUGUUGAUCCCAUCAGGAUCAUCAUUGUUGAACAAAAAGGGGAGAUGUGAUUAGUUUGAGGUUGACGUUUGUAUUAUUUACUCCUCUCAUGUGGCCUCCUUACAGUGGAGACAUUUACAGGAGCCACGCCCUCCUCCUCCUCCUCUUUGUUUAUGACUCUUGAGCCUCAUCAUCUUUGCUGCACUUCAUCCACAGACUCAUACAGAGUCCAGAACAUUCACUAAAGCCUGUUGUUUUUUAACAGAGGCAGUGUUUAAACACAGCAGAGGUCCAGUUGAAGUGAAGCCUCCUUCUGAAAGGAAAACUGUCUUUUUGAUUUGAUUACCAUCCAUAAGCGUACAGACAGUUCAAGGUCUUCUCCGACUAUUUCCAGAAAUGGAGUGGAGUUUUUUUCUUCCCUGAAGACUCAUACCUUUGUUUACAAGGUUUCACUCCCUCCUGGUGUUUUCCAGGCCAGACUCAGCCUGUUAAUGUGGAGAUUGUGGAUUUGACCAAUAGAGUGAAGUUUUUCUCUCUUCAGUGUGUAGGUACAGGGAUGUGACGAGACAAUACAUUAACAAGAAAAGAAGAGAUUUUAACACAAUUCUAUCAAGAAGAUGAAAGAUGAAAAUAAUGAUUUUCUUGUUGUCUUCAUGUUCAUAUGGCAUUUUACUGAUGCUACAGGACAAAUCAUGAGAAAAAUAAGUGGGAAAUUGCAUUUUCAGGUUUGCACAGUGAGAUUUCCUACAUCACAAAUCCAAGCUCCGCCCCAAGAGCCCCGCUAUUCAGGCCACACUCUGAGAAAUAGAGAAAACCACCGCGGAACAAGCGUGUGCUUUAGCGGAAAUCAAUGCUUGUAAGAAAGUUAAUUAUGAUAUAAGCUUUCAUCGUGUCCCUAAAGACAUUAGUGUCUGAGAGUUGAAUAGCUCCUAUAUUACCUGCCACUUCUACUACACCGGCAAUGUUAGGCUGCAAGCUAGCAUGAAGAGGAGUGUGCAGAGCAUCACUGUCUCCGCUCCGACUCAGAGGUGAAUUGCUAAUAAGCUACUGGAGCUCUGCAGAAGAAAAGACCUUGAAAAUGACACAGGUAACAUGAUUUUGGCUAACAACUUUAUAAUCACAAUUGAAAGACCACUGAGAACACUUUAAUUAGUUAAAAAAAAUGAUCAGUGUGGGACUUUAAAUCAAAGUCAGAAAAUACAAAACAAUGCAGCUCCUGUUAGAAAUAUUUUUUAUCUGCAUCUGGUGAUCAGGGAACUAUUCUGGACAAAGCUGUCAGCAGGAGCGUCCUCGCCUGCAGCACAAACAAAAUGCACUUUUCUUCUACUUAAGCAGUUUUGGCAGCAGCUGCUUCACUGGACUGAUUCAGAGACAGCACUGCCACCACAUCAGUGUGCUGCUGUUACAGACCGACAAAUUCAUCAAGUGCCAUCCUUAAAAAAAGGUCUGCUGAUGUCCAUGUAACAUAUUUGCUAAUCUCAUCACACCUGUCGGACUUCUUGCUGAUAGCAUUACUGUCAAAUUAUCAAGUGUGUGAGAGCUCUAAAGAGGACUUCGCAGCUCUACAUGAGUCAGCAUCUCUGCAGACUUUCCUAAUGAACUAACCCACAAUCCAGACUAGAGCAGACUAUGUGAGGUUUGCAGUCAUGUGGACUGUACAUGCAGGCUGUGCAUUUUUCUCAGCUCUGUGUCUCAUAGCUUCAGUUCCAGUGACUGCAGCUAAUCAUUUCUUCUGAUGUGGUCAGCCUAUAGCCACUCUCUAUCAGGAGGACUGCACUUCAACCAAGCAGCCCUCAAAAACAACAUUUUUAAGAUCAUAGUUUUUCUGAUGUCUGUGUUUCUCAGCCUUUAACUGUUUCUGUGUUUUCAAGUCUACAGGGAUGGUUAUUGAUCUCUUAGUCCAGGAUCAGUUUGUUAGGAUGAUAACACUGUGACAGUUACAGCCAGCUCCUGCCUCUACAUCCUGCCACAUGUUUGAAAGCUGAAAAGAGGUCACUGUUUUCAGUAUCGAUGCUCCAAACAUCUGAUUCUCGGUGAAAAUGGUCAGGGGAAGCGAUGACAUCAGCCUCUAUUUUCUACCCCGCAGACAGCAGGGUGCUAUCUGAAGCUGAAGUAUUUUCCCCACGAGCAGAGGCAAAGAUGCUCUCCCAUGUAAAGCAGCAUUCCUCCUCUGAUGCCCUUAUUUGGUGAACUGCAGUGAGCCUCCAGCCCGGACCACGGAGAGAAGGAGAAAAGGAGCUGCAGCCCCUAAAAACCACAGAGGAAACGUCAGAUCUGCCCCAGACCCAGACAUUCCUGCAGCCCGCUCUGCUGAUGCUGCUAAUGCUCCACAGAGGAGUGCAGCGCAGUUACAUUAAAGAAUAAUCACAUUUAGAUAAAGCGAUAAAUAAGGCGACUGUCAGGGAGGAGCAGAGUUUUCCACAGGGGUGGAAGUAAAGUGAGACCACCCUGAAAGUUUGAGGGGGCAAAGGUCAAUGACCAUGAGAACAGACUGAAGGAGGAGGGAAACUCUGAUUUCAGAGCACUCUCUGUUCUAUAUCAUGCUUUAGAGAAAUAUUAGCAGCUUUGUCCUUAAAGAUUCAGUCAGAAAAACUCUGUUUUUUAGGGAGACCAGAAUCAGAAGUACUUGAAAUACAGCAAAGAAAGCAGGAUUGACUGUCUUUGUGUCUGUACUGAAAUCUGAUACUGUCAUUUAUAAGCCCUCAAAAAUCAACUGGUUUGAGCAGAAAUCUGGUCUUCCUCAUUAACUCCACAGUGCCCUGAACCAGCGUUAUAGUCAAGUCACCAAGCCUUAAAGGGAUAUUGUGGCAUAAAAGUAAUCCAGGGUCAAACACACCAUAACACCGAGUUAGACACCCCUUCAAGAGAUGAAUGUUGCCGACUGUUUGCUUCUCUAGUUAUACCAACUUAAGUAAUGGUUGAGAAUAGCAAUACAGAGAGCCAUGCGCUCAACCAAAAAGCCACUCUAUAGCCACAAAUAAUGUUCAGAACAGCACCUAACUUCAUCAACAGUACAUAUAGGGUCCCAGCCACAGCACUAGCCACCAAACAUCUUUUUAACUUUGACCAAAAACAACUCACCUACUCUCCUCCAGCAGCCGCUUGUUUCUGCAGCGGGGUUAGCCCAAAGAAGAAAAUUUGUCACACAUUAUAAAAAUGGAAGGUCCACACAAAUGAUCAUUUUGACAAGCUUUACUGGUUACAGAUCUGGGUUACAGCUUCAUCAUGCCACAAGAAAAAAGAAAGGAUUGAGCACAUUUUCAACUAACACUUUAUCGAUAUUUGAUGAAUUACCACGCCAAGUUGAAGUUGUCUUUGAGCUUUUAUAUCUGCAGAGGUCUCAUCCAUUCUCUCUAAACCAAAGGACGCUAAUUAAAAGUGUUUCAUGCUCCAGAUAGAGACUCACCCUCAGGCGUAGCUCUGGUACAGGAUCUUGACUCUGUAUGAAGUGAUCAUCUGAGUCUGAAUCAGGAAGGUAAAAGUGUAUCUGAAGUUUUAUGACUCUAUUGUGGAUUUUUUGUGAAUCUUUCUCACUGUAUCAGGCGGGUUAUUAACAGCGUAAGAGGAGCUGGAGCAGGACUUCCUGUGUGUUUGUAGUUUUCUCUGUGGAGCCGUGUGAGGAACAUGCAGCGUAUAAAACAGCGGUCUCUCUGCAGAGCUGCUGGGCGGACUCUCCUUUGGCUCGGCCUGUAAAAGCCUCCUGCAGGAUUUAUUGUUCUUUAUGGAGUGGGUGUACUCACUUCACUCAGACGCUGGCUCUGGUACUUCUUCAUGCUGUCUUUACAGUUUUUAGCACAGGGCAGGGGCCAUAAGUGAGAAAAUAGAGAUUGUUAACCCUGGAUCAUUCAUCAGUCACUCUCCUUGCUGCUGUGCAGUUUUGGUGUUCGUUUGUGUUGACACCAUGUGAGAAAGUGGUUGGUUCUUAAUAAUAUCUCACUGGAGAGCUAAAAAUAGAGGACCAGCAGGGGGACAGAGACAAUGGGAGGAUAUGGAAUUGGCCCACUGGUGUAGAAAUCAAACCCACAACAAUCGGUCAGUGUUUGAACGGCAGCCUUGGCAGAAAGUUGGCCUUUGUGUUGGUGCCAGUAGCAGAGGGCAGUAUCCAAGCAACAAGUGGCUUUUAUUCUCUCAAGAUCAGGACUAAGAUUAAGACCAGGAUCAGCUGGAACCGGGAGAUUCAGGCUGCACCUAACAGCAACAAAUGACACAGAAAACUCACCUUUGACCAGUAAAUCCUACGACUUAAUGUUUACUUCUUCAUUUAAAGCUCAGUGAAGUCUCCAGAGUCAUGAGGUCUUUGGGUCAAAUUCUCCUUCAUGUCUUUUGAUGUUUUCUGUCCUAAAAAGUCCCUGAGCUGCAAACGGUAAGAAGUUUAAACAGUGAGAGAUAUAGAUAUCCAUUUCAUAUGAACCAGAUUUGCCCUGAACAUUGGGAGUUCAAACUUUUGGUCUGUAGAAUAACAGAAUAUACCGAUAAUCGCUGAGCCAAAGGGACAUGAUCACAUACUUUAAAGGUGGGAUAGGCAGGAUCUGAGGGAAAAGAUGCUUCUUUUAACAAAUUCCUGCCUACCCCACCUUUUAAAAGGAGCCAAACCAGUGCAAAUGUGGUUAAUGAAGAUUGUGAUAAUCAACGUUAGUUAACGACCAUUAGUCAAUGGCAAAGACCAGACACUGAUGUUAUGUUUUGUUUUUAUUAAUGUGAAGAUGGCAGGACUAACAUCUUUUAGAGGGACUGACAGAAUUGUCUUCAGGGUGUUUCUAAUCUACCAUCCAGAUGCUCGUGGAGCAGUCCAUCCCUCUAACAAGCUAACUUAGUUGAAAAGCACCGUGUUCAUGUAACCAUUUAUCUCCAACAAGUGCAUUGUGGGUUCAAACCCACUCUGCAUCCAUGUCUCUUUCUCAUUUUCAUUUACUGACCUUUACUGAUCCAUGUCGGCGACAAAGACACAGUCAGCCCCCAGAGCACCAUGAAACAUUUUCUGCUGCUUUUACUUGAACGACUUUGUGACAAAAUUUUGUUCUGUCCCAGUUCAGAGAUCAGUUGAAGAUUAUUUCACAGUUUUUAUCAACUCUAAACCAUCAAAGAUUAAAAUGCAGCUCAGAGAGCAGUGAGCUGGGGUCUGACCAGAGAUGUUUCUUGAACUUAAGGACACUAGAGGCAGAGUCCUGACCCCUGACCCCUAACCCCAUCCUGCUGAAGGAAAAAAGAAGUCAAAUAAAGUAAAUAUCGCUCUACUGGCCACAGAAGUAGUGUUAUAUUUCUUGACCUGAACUAAGGAUCAUUCCUUUGUAAUAUCUUAGUUAAGACUCUCCCACAAUGCAUUGCUGCUAUGCUGUCCCUGCUGAUCAUCUAAAUAAUUCAAACCAAGAAUGAGAAGUGUCUUACAGAUUAAGACACUUUGUACAAACUUGAUAAGCAGUUUCUGAUCAGCCAGUUUAAUUCGCUUAAAGGUGGAGUUGUUUUGACUCUUAAAUUGCUAAACUUUUUGUCAACUAAAGCUAGACUAAAACUAUAAAAGGCAAAAAAAUGAGUGAAAUGUGACUAAAGCGAAAAGGCAUCUUCCUUCAAAGGCCAGCAUUAUCACCAAGCCAAACUGUGAUUCAACCUUUGGAGGUUGAGGGAAGUUUUAUUUAACCUUUGAUUAAUAACUGUACAGACUAUUCACCAAAAAAUCUGUCAUCCUGAAACUCUAACAAAACAUUUGAAAUGGUAAGAAAAUAAGUGAAAUCAUGUCAAAACCAGUCAGAAAAAUGUGCAAAUAAUUAAAAGAAAAGUCACAUUUCUUUUACUAUGUUUUUAUAGCCUCUUGAGCAGGAAAUGAAGACGAUCAGAAACAUUUACAGGAAAGUUCAAUAUGCUGGAAAAAAGCGGCCUGACAUUCACCUGCACUCUCUGUAACUCUGAGAUCCUGAACGCUUUCAGAACAGCUCUGCCUUCAGGGCCUCAUUACUGAAACACAUCUGUGCGUCUGUGUCCUGAUUACAGAAGGUAAUUAAACGCAGCGAUGUCUUGAACUACAUGUGUGCAAAACUAAAAUCUAAAUAAUAAGCUUGUUCCAACUUUUCUGAUUUAUUCAGCGAUGUGGUAAUCAGAGCAAACAGAUUAUCUCCUGUGUGUAGAAAUCUGUUAUUGCCGCUUUUACACAGAAUUAAGCUGCUGCAGUGCACACCAUGAAAGACGAACUAAAGUCAUUCUAGUCUAACCUGUUUCUUUAUCUAUCUAACACACAGGCAGUGCAAUACAAUACAGUAUUAUCUGAUAAAAGUGAUCAAAAUCCAGUGGUAAACAUGUCAGAAAUAAUAGUGCAGUAAAGUAGAGUAACACUACAGAGCAGCUAAAGGAAUACAGGCCAAGAAAAAAACUAGAAAUGAGUCACAAUAUCAGAAAAAGUACUUGCAGUAGUUGCAUAUUGAUGGUGAUAAUGAGAGGUGGUAGAAAAAUAUUACUAGUUAUAUUUAAAUGUUUGUAAUGAUUAUUUUUGUUUCAAACCUUUUGGCAGACCAACAUACAAAUACAAACGUCAGAAUAAAACAAAGUUGUCUCUUUUGAUUAUAAUGGUUUAAAUAUGCUAGUGCACCUCUGCACUAACGUUUAGAAAACUGUCUGAUAAAAAAAUUACAAAAAGAAAAACAAGAGUUAGUUAGUUAGUAAACUGCACAAAUAUCAUGAGCAGCAGAUCACAACGACAACAGAACCCGAUACACACUUACCAAUCCAAUCCACUUCAUUUAUAUAGCACAUUUAAAAAACAAUUAAGUUAAGCAAAGGGCUGUACAGUGCAGUAAAAUAAGAUAAAACACACAGACAUAAAAUGAAUAAAACAUAAAAUGUUGUCUGACAAUAAAAAAAGAGUAAGAUAAAAGAAAUCGUAAUAAAACCACAUAAGAACACUUAAAAAAAUAAAUAAUGGAGGAAUAAAACAAAAUAAAAACACUGUAAGAGCAAAUAAAAAAAAACCCAAUAAAAGAACAGACAGAGACACAACUCUCACACUGGGUUACAAGCCAAGGAGUAAACCUACCAAAACAUAGGAAGAGAAAACAAACAUAUUCUUACUCCUAAAACUGUUGCACAUUCACUCGUGUCUCCCGUUCCCAGAAACUAUGAAUUGAACUGAAUCCUGAAACGUUCAACUGUGUAUCAGUUCAGGAGGUUGGAGUCGCAGGCCUCUUGAGCUAAAUGAAUUUGUGAUUUGGUGAACAAAUCUUUUGAACAAAUCUUUUUAGUGAAUUGAUUCUUGUGAUUUAGUACAUCUAAAAGAACUGUCAUGCCCAUCACUAUUAGAAGAAGCUUCCUGCUGGAAAAACUGAUCAAUUUAAUUAAAUAUCUUUCAAACAUGACAAAGUGUGGGUGGUGGGGAAUCUAACAGGGACACCCAGUUUGUACGACAAUUUCAAUUGACAUUUUAAGACAGACUUAACGAGAAAUGUGAUUAACUAUUGAAAUACAUUAAAUCUCAGUAAUCAUUCAAAAAUCAUUAGAUUCAAAUUACGAAGAAGUAAUGCAUUAAACAUAAGAAAGUGGUCUUUCUGUGAGGAAAUAUGAACUGAUAAACCAACAAUAACACAAAACCAAUAAAAACCAUGCUUAAAAAUCUGGAACAGGACUCAGGACUUUGACUUUGAUGGAUUGAUUAUUGAUAGGGACAUUACAUACAGCUAAAACUUUCCCCUAUAACUCAUUCUUGCCUCCUGACUGUAGAUUUGAAGUGGCCUCUCAGAUUUUCUUCUCAGACAUGAUUGUUUCUUUGCACUGGAGGAAAUUCUCCCACAGCGUCUGAGUCCUGAAGUGCGACGUAGUGUAAUUGCCAUAUUUGGCAGCCUCUGGGGGUUUACAGGCAGAUCUUAAUAAAGCUGGAUCUGUGUUCAGUGGCCUUAAAAGGAACUGUAAGGAGGACCGGCACCUGUUUUACAUCUGAGGCCUGCAGAGUCCGGGUGAGCCCGAUAACACUGAGCUGUAGGAUUCAGAGCUCAGAGGAGGAAGUUUGGGGGAUUUCUGCGGUGAUACAGCGAAAAUCGGACAAAAAGUUAUCACACCUUUAAACAAACGCCAGAUUUGUGGGUUUGUCAGGAGGAGGGUUUUCAGACUUGGGUUUCUUUGUCUGUGUGGUGACCGAAACGGCCAGCUCACACACAAAGCAGCUUCGGUCUGCUGUCAUCUCUUUUCACUCACUCUGUGCUACAGCUGAAAGGAGCUGCCCGGUUACCACGGUGACAUGGUGAUAACAGCCGAGUGCCCAUACAGUACAGGCGCUGAAAUCUGCCAGUUUGAAAAGAGAGAGGCAGAGGAGGAAAGAGGGAUUAGAGAGAGAGAGAGGACAUAUGAGGAACACUUAGAGAGAUCUCUUCUUGGAGUUUCUCUGAAGAUAUUCAUGUUUCUGUCUGUAGAGCAUUAAACCUCUCCUUGUUCUCUCUCUGGAGAAAAUGGGAGAGUAUUGCCCUAUCGUCGGGGUGCAUCUCUAUUUACAGUAACUGUGAUUUUAAUCAGGAUGCUAAUUUGUGUAGUUAAUAAAAAAACAGCCUUUAACAACAUGUUUUAAGAAGAAAUUAACAUCUGACCUUCUGUACAAUUCAACUCUGAACAAACACCUUCAGGGUUGCCAUGGCAGCAACCUCUCAAUCCCAGAUACCCCCCCAUCUAAACCUCCCUCGCUUUCUGGUCUCAUGAAGUCUAAGUUAGACCACAAUUUACAAAUUGAACAUCAAGUCCUGAAACUACAAUUAGAGAUCAUAAAGUCAUUUUCUCAAGUCAUUAUUCAGGGGCAUCAGCGUUGUCACCUUUGACAGUCAGUGGUACGAAAUUAGUACCCAAAUAAUAAGAUACAAUACAAUACAAGAUCAAUCAUAAGAAUGUGUAGAGCAAUAAAAACACAAAAGCAAAAUGUAAACAGUAGUAAACUAGUCGAGUCUCCCCCUGCUGGACAGUAGAAAGAGUGCAAGUUUAAGACACCUUAGGAGGGUACUUUCCACUUUUUGACUUCUCUUUGGUUUUCGUGUUUUUGAUCAAAUCUGCUCCCGUUAUUUUACUCGAUCAAGAUAUCCCAUCUGUCUGUAAAUGCUGACUCUCUCAAACGUGUCUCUUUCAGCCGAGCACGCUGCCUCAGGGCACGGUGAAUAUGAACCUCUGCACAGAUGUCAUCGACGCUGAGCCAAAGACGGGCCAGAAGAACUCUCUGUGCAUCAUCACACCCGAGCAAGAGUACUACAUCAGGGGGGAGAACAAAGAGAUCAUCAAUGGGUGAGUCGGCGGUCUUUAACACAUCUGCUGCGGGGAUGAGGCUCCACGACUACCUUUAAAUUCACAUGGAUAAACUCUAAUUCUAUACUUUACCCCAGAAUUGGUCUCAGACCCGAGUCCCUGAUAUUGAAAUGCUUUGAGGUCCUCAAAAGGUUCUGAGUGUUUACACCUCCACCUGUCUGUCUGUAGGUGGAGUGACCAGCUGGUUGUGUACCCUCGUACCAACAAACAGAACCAGAAGAAGAAACGUAAGGUGGAGCCCACCACCUCACAGGUAACCUCCAGUGGAAAUAUCCCAGCAUAGACAUCACUUUUUUUUUUCCUGACCCCUCACACUGAUCAUUUGACCUCUUCAAGGAGCCGGGUCCAGCUAAGGUCCCAGUGACAGGCUCAGGUAUCCCUGAAGCGGAGAAGGUCCCAGACUCCAGCUCAAUCAUCUGGCAGGAGGAGCUGAACCAGAGGGAGGCUGAGGGGGCCACCGUCUGGGCUGCUGCAGACCUGCCUCCAGGAUCACCGCUGCCCUCUGCAGGUAAGGAGGACUAACAGAGGAACUGUUGAAAACAUUCACUAGAAACUUGUGAGAAAGUGGAUAAUUUUCACAGGUUCUUAUUUGCUGAUGGAGUUAGCUGGAGUUUCCGUUAGGACAUAUUCGAUCAAAGGUGCCUAGCCCUGAAAACCUAGAUUUUUGUUGCAGAAAGAGGGAAAGUUUUGGCUUUUUAAAAUUUUUUUACGGCUGAUUCAUACGCCUGAAGUGAAGUCUAAUUGGUCCAGUCAAGUCCAACAGAAGUGUGUUUCCUCCUCUGUUGUUCAGGUGAUGGUGGGUCUCUGGCACCAGGCUCUGAUGCUGGCUCAGUAAAUGGUGACGAGGUGGACCGAGGCAGCCUGGCGCUGCAUGGCUCGGCCCCCCAGCCCCCUAGCGACCUUCUCUCCCCAACUGGCUCCUGUUCCAGCCUGGGGGGUCUCCCUCGCUGCCUCUCUCCAGCCCCCAGUGACCCCUUCCCCUCGGGUAGCUCCCUGCUCUCCAACGGCUCCCACAUAAGCGGCUCGGUCAGCUCGCUGGACUCGGAUGCUAGCGGCAGCACGGUGACCAGCACGGACAGCCACCCCACCCACCAGAGAGGGGGGCAUCCCCACAGCCACCAUGACACGCCGAGAUCCAGGAGGCUGGAGGCUGAGGCCAGGAAGGCUGAGAAGAGGAGCCGAUACAGGAGCCCUGACAGGCAGGAGAGGGAGGCCGUCAUCAGCCCAGAGAGAAGGUCAGUCCCAGAGUCAAAUCAAAGGUGUAGACUGAAAGAAAUGUAAACAAGGUUAUAUCUUUGUUGGAUGGUGUGUUUUUGGUCAGACUUGACCUCAGAUAGCCUCAGAAACAGCUGAAGCUAAAUACACCGAUCUGGACUGAACUGAACUGAACUUCUUGCAGUCACACUAACAUUCCUCGAUAAUACGAUCAGGGAUUGAUUUUGUUUCCCUUGUAUAAGCUUCAGUCAGACUUAAACCUGCCUUAGUGUUCUGCACAUGCUCCACAGUUAGCAUGCUGGGCUUGAACUUAGCAAGUGCAUUUGUAGGAAGUCAGGUAAUGAUUAAAACCUUAACAGAGGAAGGGAAUACAAAAAAAAAACAGAUGAAGCUGUGGUAUCAUACACACUACAGGUGUCUUUGUUUUCUUCGUUUGACAUAGAAGCCCCUUACUAAUGUGUUUGUCGAUUGUUUUGGUACGUGAGGUAAUAGGUCAGAAGUAAGGAGCUAAAAGGGGACUUGAGUCCACUGACUCUCACAGGGGUAUACAUGUUUUUGUCGAUAAAUCAAUUCUUACCUGAACCAUUCAUCCAUAACCUUAUGGCUGACUUAUUUUAGCUCGUUACUGACAUUUUAUCCAUCAUGUGAGUGAUUUUAGUGUGUUCACAUUUUAAUGUGCAAAUACGGCUUCAAUACGUCUCAAUCUUUGCACGAAUUCUACAUUUUUCUCGAUAUAUAAUGAGAAAUACUGUCUUUUUUAAGAUUUCUGGGCUGAGUACUAUGAUCUAAUCAGACUGAAUGGACAUUAUUAGGAUUAAUAUGUUUGUAGAUUGUUGUAGAAAAUAAUGUCAUCGUAUUUUGUUCCACCAUGCCAGACUUAAUUUGAGAAAAGAGUCAAGAAUGAGCUCUUUUUGUUAAAAAAACUCUGGCAUAAAACAAAAAUGACACAUGAACAUGCCGUUGAGACUACAGAGGGACAGAGAGAGUCGUCCUGGUCUCACUUCACUACCAGGUGAGGUAAUGACAUCAUCCCUGAUUUAACCCGAUGGAGCAGGUUAGUGACUGAUUUCUGAGAACCAGCUUUUAUUGUUCUGGAAAUAGUUGAUCCUUUUAAAGGCACACACUCACACACGCAGCAGUGACGCACGUAUUUUGAAAUCUUUUGAUGUCCACAUUUACUCCUAAGAGUGUGGUUAAGAGCAGGGAGGAGUGAAGUCUGGAUUUGGUGAAAAUAAGAUAAAGUUUUCUCUGAUGUCGUUUCUGAAAACUCCCCUCCUGACAGAUCCCGUCUUUUUUUAUAGGCCCUCUCUCUAACUGUAAGCUCACGCUAAAUAAACACACCGCCUUUAAACUUUCCAUUCAGUAAUCUGCUGUUGUUAGUGGAGAGGUCAAAGGUCAUACACACUCCAAAUGGGUGAGGUGGGGGGUCAUCUCUUUCCUCCCACAGUCUGUUUCCUGCCCCGUUCGGCCCCUCCCUUCAUCCCUUCAUGCCAGGAGAGAGAGAGAGGAAAAGGAGGAGUGCCGACAAACAUCUCUGCCUCAUAAACAUCUCUGCCUCUCUGGAGCCAGUUUGUAGAGCGUCACUCUGGACUGACGUGGGCGUCCUUUUAGAUGCACUUGUACCUCAUCACAUGACCUCUUGUGUCAAGUGCCACUGCUUCUAUUUUGAAAUGUACUAUUUCUGGUCCUUCUGGUUUAUUUUGAAGUCUAUGUUGUGGUUUAUCGGAAGUGAGGGAACUGAUAACAGUUAUGGUAAUGCUUCGGAAGAAAAAACAUUCAAUUGUGUAGUCACGCAAAGAAUUGUUUUUUAUUAAAGUGGAGCGACAGCUGGUUUGCAAGCAGUCUGCUCCUUCUUCUUCAUCCUCUCCUCAGUCGAAAGACACUUGGCAACCUACAUAAAGGACCUAGACAGCUUUAAACUUACAGUAUUAGUGUAUACUAUUGUAUGCUCCAAGGUUUCUCCAUCACUCCUUGUGUAAAUCUAUGUGAUAUCCAGUGUGUAUGAGGCUCACUUCCACUGUAAUAUACUGCUUGCAGUGUACGACAAGAACAUACUAUUUUCUCCACUUUAGUUCGAUUAUGUGGUUAUAAAUCAAUGGAAAAUGCCUUGUCACCUCUCAUAAGGGUUUUUCCUUCAUCUCAGGUGUUUUAAGGGAUUUUGGUGAGAUCAUACAGGGCUCAGACAUCUGUGGGAAGCUUGUAGCAGCUCCCUUAGCCAGCUGUACAAGCGUUUGAUCAGGAUCCUUCUGGGGGCCUCUCUUUGGGGGAUGUAGAGGAGCGUCCAAGGAGAUGCCUCAGGAGAUGGUCAACCAGUCAGGGCCUACUCCUUUAUCCCCUUGAACCGUACCAGAUAAAUGGAUGGAGGGAAGUACGGAGCAACAUGUAACGAUUCUGUCAUCUCUCAUGUGGAAAAACUUCAAUUUUGACCUCACGGUCGGACAGUGUUAUAAGUCAUGUUGAAGACUUUUCCAGCAUGCAUUGAUGGGACAAGUCCUCCCACAGAAGAUUCUUGCACUGCUGCCUCUCUCCUCAAAGCCCACACUCAGGGACAGUUUUUGCUCUCUGAUGAAUCCCUGUGAAAUCUAUAUUCUUCUAUUUAACUGAGCCAGUCUGGGACAUCACUUCAGAUUUAUAUGUCCUCCGGUAGGCGUUUGGCCUCAAACUGUCCUCCUCCUCUCUCCUUCAUGCCCUUUUAAGGACCACAGCUUUGUCUGAAGAGUCCCCAAAUAAGGGCAGCAUGUCGUCUGAAGAGUAAUCCAAUAUUCCCUCUUCCUCUCUGGGAUGGAGAGUCUUCCUCCUGUGUGGGAGCGUGUCAGAGCUGGCUGCAGAUGAACCGCAGGGAUCAUUGUUCCCUUCAGAAAAAUGCAUUUGAAGCACUAGUUGACAUCUGAAAGUGCCUGCCAUCAUCUUUUUCUCUGUACUUGGUGAUAAAAUCUCACUUCCCAAGAAGCGAAAGCGCUGUUUAAAACGUUGGCUGAUGAACUGUAGUCCAGAGCAUCACAGCAUGUGUGGGCUUGGUUACACACUUAGUUUCCCUUCAGGGUGUCCCACACUAAGAGGAUGUCUGACACUUUAAUUUGACAAAAUCAUUCUUGUUAAAACCAUUUUUUUUGUUGUAGGGGAGCGUCGGUAUUUUUAACCUGGGCCUUAUUUUCCCUGAUGUUUGUGUGUGUUUGACUGAUGUGGACAACAGUUUCUGAUACUAGUCCAGUAUUGAGGGAGAGUGGAGCAGCUGGAAGCUGUGAAACAAACUAAAAUGUAGUUUGAUCAGGCAAGUGCGCAACCUCAAACUGCGUCUAUUGCAAGUUCUGUAUUUCAACACUGUCAGAGUGGCAAGGGUGUCCCUACCCUCCACUGCAGAAGGUGCACAAGUAGCUCGUCGUAUCUGAGAAGCCUCUGAAAUCUCUUUGGAUUUUGCACAGAUGUUCCCUUAAUCACAAGGUUGAACGGAUACGUUUUUCUGGUCAUUUUUAAGGCUCAUUUAUGCUCACCAAAUGUAUGAAAAUGUAUGUGUCCUUUUCAAACAAUGGUUCUGUCAUUUCCCACAUACUUCCAUGCGUCCUUUAUGUUGGCAUGGAUGUUAACCAUUACAUCCAGUUUCUGACAACAACAAACAAAAAGAAACAUGGCGACUGUGUAGGAGAUAGUGAUACUGUGUAAUUUGCAUAGGAGACAGAAACGGAGGCAGCGUUGGAGGAGGCAGUGGUUGAUCAGGCCGUUCAAUGCCCCAAUGAGAGAAAUUGAUGACGAACCUCAAAAUCCCCGCCAUUGUCUUCAUUGUGUCUGUCUAGAGAUGCGUAUCGGGUAGUGACAGCAGCAACACUUCCCCCACGGUUUCCGAUUGUACUGCUCUGUCUGACCCGUAUCCAUAAACUUAAAGGAUACGUGCAGAAAUACAGAUGAAAAGAACGUGAAGCACAGGCGGAGAGCUCCAUCCGGAUCCGGAUCCAUAUGUAACGUUGAGCAUAAAUGAACCUUUACUGGUUGAAAAGUCGUUAUAUGAUGUCGAUCCUAGUAGUGCCUCCAGUUGUGGACAAGACGUCUUAAAAAUGGACGAGCUGCUGAAAUACAUCAGAUAUGAGGUUUGUGUUAAUUGUGUUUGUGUGUUUGUUGUUUUCAGUCGCUCCGGCGUGAUCGAGAAGUUAGAGGCUUUGGAGCUGGAGAACCAGGAGAAGAUGGAGGUGGAGGAGUCGGGGAGGAGUGGAGGGAGACAGGGCCGCAGCGAACAUCGACGUUUCAACAGAGAGGUAACAACAGCAUGUGUUUGUGUGUGUCUGUGUGUGUGUGUGUGUAAGAGUGUUGUUAGCAGUGCGGACAUGGCAGCAGAGCAGAUGUGAACUCGGCUCUGGACCUAUGAGUGUGGGGUUUUUCCUCUUCCUGUCCCCUCCUCCUCUCUUCUCUGUCUUUUCCCUGCACUCUCUGUCCCCCUGUUCUGUCUUUGUUUUGGUUGAAGGUCAGAGGUCAUCAGUGUGUGCUGUGCUCAUUUCCAGUUUCCAUUCUGUGGUGGGAUUCCCCUGAUGAUUACACUUCCCUUUCCCACCCGAACCCUCUGAGCUCGCCUUAGUAACACACACCUCCAACAUGCUGACACUCAGAGUCUUAAACUGUCAAUGCUGAUGAUUCCUCAUGACUGCAGUGUUACAGUAAAACAUGAUGUGGAUCAGGGAGGAAAUCUUCAAGGAUAAACUUUGUGAAAUGAUGAAUACAGCUGAGAUCAUUCUCUGGAAACAAGCAAGCCUGUUUGUGUCAACUUUGGCGCCCCCUGUGGACAAAGUAGUCCUUGCUUAUCUCGUCCUCCACAUGCUUCACUAGUGUCUUUAGACAAAAGAUCUCCUCACUGUCAUUUUGACAGUUGAAUUCAUGAUUUAUUGUGAAUAUUUAAUAUGAGAACUGUAAAAAUAGGACUGUGAAAGGAGUUUACAUUUUAGGCAUAAAAAAUGACAUAUUGUAAAAAUCAAAUAAAUAUUCUGAUGUUUUUGUUUGUUUUUGGAUAUCAUAAAAAAGCACUAAUAUGGAUUUCAGUUUCUUUUAUAAAAAAAAAACUCUAUUCACCCCCUGAGUGUGGCAUCUGAGUUUUUUUUAGUAAAUUGUGUCCAUUCAGGGUUUCUAAAGUUGAUAAUUUCCAUAUUAAUCAGAGAAAUAACUUUUCUUCAGCUGUUUAUAAGCGGCACUCGAUGAAACCCUCCAAAUCCCCAGAUGUGGAUUGUUUUUUGUAGAUUUGGUUCAAUACUAAUAUUCUCCUAAAGUGUCUAAUGAUACUUUUUCAUAUCACGAACUGUGUAAUAUUUAAUGUAAAAGUGCAGUGCAUAUCAAAUCUGCUGUAAACCUUCAUGUUUUAAAUGUAGGAGUAGUUGUGUGUCUUCCCUGAAUGGAGCAGAUGUAAUGACUCUUCUUCUCGGCACAGUCAUGUCCACCAAAACCGAUGACUCAGUGUUUUUCAGCUAUCUGUUUUGUGAGUCAAAAUGCUUCAUGUUUUUGUAACACAACAGGGAAUUUUAACUCAAAUUUGUUUCUGAUGUUGUUUAGGAUCAGAGACGUGAUGUGGAUCAGGGUCUGGAUUUUCCCUCCACUCUGCCCCCUCUGAGGAGAGCCAAAUCUCUGGACAGGAGGACCACGGAGUCAGUCAUGACGGUGAGUUUUGAAACAUCUGUCUCGACCAGAGGUUGUGACGCAGAGAAACAAAAUCCACCCUGGUCUUGUUGUUGAUGUUGUUGUUGUAGAGGAAAUGAGUCCUCUUUGUGAUCACUUGACCUUCAGCUCAUGUUGUGAUUCCUGUUAAUAAACAGCAGGACUCACAGGAGCUGCUUUGGUGGAGAUCUACUCCAGCCACACACAGUAUGACUAAUAAUACACAGAAAAACAGGGUUGGGUACCAGAGCAGCUGUUCCAUGAAUGACUGGACAAAACAGUUCUGCUGUAUAAACAAGAGAGCUCAUAUAUGUUAUGUUAAACAUGACUGCAGAUUAGCUCUAUUACUCUCUUUGAUGCUCAUUUUGGUCACAUGAAUACAGACAGAAGUGAUCAAUGUGAGUUUAAAGGUGUGUUCAGAACAAAGGGAAAGCAGGUUGAUGCCCAGGAUUUGUUGCGACACUUUGACAGCGAGAUUUUAGCUCCGAUCUGUUUCAUUUAAGGUACAAAGUGCUUUAAAAGAAAUACCUGAAUCGCUUUAUAUGCUGAUUGAUCUUCACACUAUUAAAAGGUUGUCAGUCAUCACUAGGCCUCGGCGAUUUAGCAAAAAAGAAAUGGUCACGAGAUAUUUUGUCAUGUUGUCCAAUCUCAUUUAUUAUCAUGAUUUUUUUAGUAUUUUUUUUUAACUGCCAGUUUUAAAGCAUCUGUACUAAAAACUAAAGAAAUUAGAGAUUAGUUCAACAUUUUAUUAACAUACAAAAUAAAUACCAAAGCAAAUUAAAUAAAAUAAACGUAGAAAAAUAUAAAAACCAUUUGAACUCAACAGUACAACAAAUUUAGAUAUAUGCUAAAUAAUACGGUGAACUUGUUUACAGUCCUGAGUGUUUUUGCAGGUAUGCUAGACCUAAAAUAAACAAAUCGCCCCCUCAGGGAUAGGGAAGACGCCUUAAAAUGUAAACAUCAGAUGAUGUAAACAUAGAUGAUACGAUUGAUUGCUGCUUUGGUUUGGUGGCUGCACCGCUAGUUGUAACUAAAGUGCUAAUGUUACUAGUGGCAGGCUGUGCAGACUCCGCUCACAUUUUCAGCACAAUCACUCGAGAAGAACUUCUUUAAAUGAUUAAACAGAUUUGUUGUGUUGCCAGUUUUUAAGGGCACCGACUGCCGACAUACCUUGCACAUUGGCAUAAUUGCUCGAUGUCACUUUGGAGAUAACCGAACCAUCGCCACACAACCCAUGUUGAAUAACUUUUCUUCUCAACAAUACCAUCUUCGGAGGAGGACUCAAAGCCAUGGCUGAAAUCUAUUUUGCUGCCCUCAGCUCUGCGUCGAGCUCCAUGUUCAGUCAAUCUGUUCACUUCUCCUGUUUACUUCUCUGGCAACUUACAGAAGUGAGCAGGAAAAGCUCGACUCUGAUUGGCUGUUGUCACGCACAUUUGAUCGAGUAAAUAUGCUCACAGCUGAUCACGUGAUCAAACUGAAAUUUAUCACAAUCAUUAAUCACGAUCACAUUCCUAAUCAUCACAUCAGGCUGCUGUUUUAUCCCAAAGUCUUUAAAAGCAACAUACGAUCUACAAGCAGACUCUUGCUGAGGAGCAGCUGAUUCAGCUUAAGAGUAGCCCUGUGUUAAAAUUAGAUCCAACUGUUAUGAAAUAAAGCAACACUUCACCUUUACCUCAGAGUGCCGCUUUGGGUCAGUGGGUUUUAGCGCGUUUCAGACAAAGCCUCUGCUGUUCUGUUAAGCUGCAGGGUUCGGGGUCAGCUGCAGUGCCAGGUCUUCAGCUAUGUGAGGAGAGGUCAGCGGGUUGUUGUCUGGCUGUGUUCGGUAACAGAAUUAGCAGAAUAAAAACCAGCGAAAUGUUUCUGCGGAGGCCAACAGCCGUGGUGAUUCACUUUGCAGGGACAGUUUAUAUGUUCAGCCCCGACUCUUUGAGGUUAAAGCGGUCAGAAAACAAUCUAAUUUACAUUAAAUACUGUUCUAUGAUUUACAUUUUGACUACUGAGUGGUUUAUGCACAGACACACACACACUGACACAGAGAGAGGAGACAGUUCUGAAAUACAGCUCCUAUAACCUGCAUCUAACCUGAUUUAUGCAAACUUUUUAGUCAUUGAGGCUUUUUAGAAGUUAUUUUUCUAGUUGUGCAGUCAGACUUAAAGCAUCACUAAUUCAGCGUUAUUAAAAAUCUUCAUCAUGAUGUUGUUUUUCAGCAUCCUUUCUGCAGUUUGAAUGUGUCUAAAUCGGAGUAAAAUCUGUUUCUUUGGCUGUUGUGGCGCCGCAGUAAGAUUUCAGGUCAGAGUCAGUCAAUUAAUCUUUAUUUAUACAGCGCCAGUUCACAGUAAGUGUUAUCCUGAGAUGCUUGACAAAAAAUCUGGUCUAGACCAAACUCUGUUUUUAGAGACCCAAUAUGAAGAUGGGAUCAGACAGACCCACUCCCAUCACAUCUUUAACAACAUGAGUGAAACACUUGACAGCAUUUAUCAAGUUACAGUGGAGUGGAGGAACUUCCUUUAACAGGCAGAAACCUCGAGCAGAACCAGACUGAUGUUAGACUGUCAUCUGCUGAGACUGAGCUGGGUUUAGAGAAGGGAGAGAGACAGAUGGACAGAAGAGACGGACGUUAAGUUUGGUGGUUUAAGGCCUAUAUUUAUGGUUGUGGUAAAUUAACCCUAACAAAACCCUAACAAAUAAUCUCCCACUAGUUCCUUCAGGUUGAAAUCAGCUGCCCCUUUGGUCUGAAAAUGUCUUAAACUGAGCCGUGUGUAAAUCUUUGUGUUUUCAGUGUGUGAUUUUGAGCUGAAAAUGCCUUUUUUUUUCUAACAUUUCUGUUGCGUUGUUGUGCUGGUGUGAGGGUGUGGAUGAUGUAGGAUAAACCUCCGAGCUGCAGGGGGCAGUGCAGUCCCCCUCCUCUCUCCUUCCUCUCCAGGUUAUUUUCCUCGUUCUGCUCCCUCUGUGUGCAGAUUUUGCAGCUUUAUUGUACUGUGCGUGUUGAUAUGUUGCUGUCAGUGUGUGUGUGUGUGUAUCAGUCAAGUAUCUGUGUAUGUGAGAGUGUGUAUCACUACUUGCCACUGCUUCCUGAGGUCACGGUGCACAUGUGUGUGUUUCUUCCACACAGCAGUAUUGAUCACUGGGUUUAGUUUGAUCCACAGAGCGACAGCAGAUCAGGCAGAAGUUGAUCCUUUCCUAUGUUUCAAUCUCAUGUCGAGUUUUUAUUUUUGCAAACCUUUGGUCGGGUCAACUUCUCCCCUCAGCUGACUGAGCGAGCAUGAGUCUCUGCUGCUCUGCAUUUCCAGAAACAACACCUAGAGUCUGUAUGUAAAUGUGACAUAUAUCGCCAGAGUCUCUAUGUGUCUAUAUUUGAAGGUAAGUUGUGAUUAUGUUUGGAGCACUUUUUAAAAACAUGAAAAUGACUGGAGUGGAGCAGACAAGCUUGUGCAGUGAGACUGUUGUUUAUUUUAUGACUAAAGCAUGGAAACUUUCUCUAAACCGUGAAGUUUAUUUUCAUACCUGGAGGCUUUUGAGAUUUCCACGCUGAGGUCAGAGCGAGGGUAAGCAAACUUGAGGCGGACAAAUUACACUUUUUAAACUUUAUACAGGCGUGAAACUAGUUUAUGUUGCAGUUGUUGCAUCCCUGCAGACAUAUACUUUAAAACGCUGUGCUGCAACACCAAAAAAACUUUUCAGCCCACUUUCUCCCACUGAGAAAAAUAAGCAUGUCUAUAUAGUCGGGUGUCAAUCAAAACACACUUAAAAAGCUCAGAUGUUGCCGGCUGCAGAGAUACUAUCGGCUUUGUAUGCAAAGCUAAGGUGACGUCUACUGUGAAACUCUUAGUGCUGUUUAGAGUGACAGAUCUGCAGAUAAAUAAAGUAGUAGUGAUAAAUCACCUGUGCUGUGUGUGUUCUUAAUGCUCCAAAAUUCCUCCAUACAGCUGGCAUGUUGAGGCUCAGUAUCAGCAUUAUGAAUCUAACGCCUCAUUUCUGCUCCUACCAGUAAUGAACUCUUAAAGUCCAAUAUUAUGCUGAUAAUGCUGUGCACGUAAUAACACAAUUAUGUGUUAACACCAGACAGGAAUGAAAUUAUACACUCGCUUAAUUUGCACAAAUAUCUCACUCCAUUUACGCGCCUACGCAGUCCCUAAUGAUGAUGAUGAGGAGGAGGUGGGGUUUUCCUUUCACGCCGUUUCGGUCUGUUUUAAUCAAACACGGUUAAGGUUGAGUUCACGGUGAGGAUCUGUUGCGAUCUCAUUCACUCUCAGCUUAGCGAGCGCCUUUUUAUUUCUCCUUUGAUAGGAAAACAGGUCGUGUUGUACAGCCCAGUGUUCAGCUCUCACAUAUAAUGGUAUGGACACAAUGAAGGUUGCCAGUCCACCUAGAGUGGCCCGUCCACUCUGGCUGCAUAAGUCCAGAUCUUGGGUUGAAGACGCUUCUAUAGAACUUUUAUUACACCUAAUAGUAUAUUACUGUUAGAGCUUUCACAGCGCUGCUAAUUCAAUAAAAUCAAAUCAGUCAUUUUGUUUGUGUAGAGUUAUUUUAAGGUAGUAAACUAAAAGAGCAGGUCCGGUCUCCACUCUUGCCUCCAUUUCUUAUCAAAUCAUCGAGUUUAUAAGCAGAGGCUUUUAUACUUUAGUCAUAAAAUGCACUUUUGUUUGCUCAUCACAUGGUUUGUCUUUGACUGCUUUGGACAUCAUGCAUGAUGAAAUAUUUUUGAGAGCCUAAUUUUCUCAUUAUCUUGUAUUUAUUUUCUUUACUUUCGCAGCCGGAUCUGCUGAACUUCAAGAAAGGCUGGAUGGUGAAGCUUGACGAACAGGGACAGGUAAAUUAGGAGCUCUGAAUCUGCCUGCAAAUGACCAAAUUAAAAUGGUGUUUUCUCUGGAAUUAAUCAUCCUAUUUUCUCGUUAAUGUAGAUAACUUGUAAUUUUUUUAGUAGCAGUUUGACACUGAGGCUUUGUCUCAAACUGUGUCUGAUUGGUCUACCUGAAGCUCACUGUGGUCACUCGUUGAUGUUUGCAUUUAAUAGUCUCAAAAGGCGAGGGUAGGGCCUAAAACUUUAGAAUACAUCUUUAUGUUAAGUGCAGACAGAGCAGCUCUGAGUUUCUCACUGGUUGUUUCAAACAGAAGACAGAACCUAAUGUCAGCUCACCUGAACAUGCUCUGUGUUGGUUUUCUUUCAGUGGAAGAAGUUCUGGUUUGUCCUGACCGAUCACAGCCUGAGAUACUACAAGGACUCUAUCGCAGAGGAGGUCGGUUUGAUUUAGUUAUUUCAAAGAAGGUUUCAUGUUUUUCUGCUUUUUUAUAUUCACCACUCUGGGGAGUUUUUUGUCUGUUUACAAACUUCUUAUUACAGAUUUGUGGUCCUAAGUUUAUGUCCGUAUUUAUAUAUUUGUCAGUUUGUCACAUGGCAACAGUGGAGGAGGCUUCUGAAGUACCGGGUAGCAAAAAACCACGUAAAGCUACAACAGAGAAAUCAGAGGGGGAAUAUAAAAUCUGAAAAAGAGCAUAAUACCUCCUCUUUAAUCUGGAGCUGAUGUUUUAGUAAAUAAUUACAGCUCCUCUUCAUGUCUCCUCUGUGUGUGUCCUCAGGCCUCUGACCUGGACGGAGAGAUCGAUCUGUCCACGUGUUACAACGUCACUGAGUAUCAGGCUCAACGCAACUACGGCUUCCAGAUUCAUGUAAGAGGAAUCCUAUCGAGGACAAAUGUUAUUAAUGUAUAUGAAUUCUUUCACACUAUAUUAGACUCUGUACAGCUCCAGUUGGAUCAGAGCUGGGAUGUUGAGUUAAAGGUUUAUGAAAACACGUUUUGAUGCUUUGCAGAUUGUUUAAACUUGUACUGAGUUGAAAAUAUUACAACAACAAAUCAAAUGUUGAAACUGACAAAUGUUGCUGUUGACUCAUUUUGAAUUUGACGCCAGUGACACAUUAAAAAGUUAUUUAAUAAACUUUUAAUAUAUUCUCAGACUCAGGAGGGAGUUCACACCCUGUCGGCCAUGACAGCAGGGAUCCGCAGGAACUGGAUCCAGGCGGUGAUGAAGAACGUCAGACCCUCCACUGCUCCUGAUGUGGCCAGGUCAGUAAAGUUUUUCCUACACUGCUGAACAAAGUUUCCAGCCACAGUGACAGAUCUGGUGUUUUACAGUCUGUUUGGGAAGAGAAAGGUGCUCAAAGGUUUAGAAGUGCAAAUUUCUGAGUCAAUAUUUCCUCUGUGUAGCUCCACCGAGGACCACAGCUCGUUCUCUCCUCUGGAGGGUCUGGUUCGGCCUGAUGUCACCCAGGACUCUCCCUCCUCUGAAGCCUCGUCUGUGGAGAGAGAACCCCCCUUAGGGGUCCCAAAGAGCAGGGCGAGAGAACGCAGGAGAGAGGGCCGCUCGAAGACAUUCGACUGGGCAGAGUUCAGGCCGAUCGCUCAGGCUCUGGCUCAGCAGAGAGCUCAGGAGGCCGAAAGCCUUCAGGCGGAACUGGGAGAGCUGGAGAGGAGCCGGAGGAGGGAGGAGAGGAGGAAGAGGUACGAGACUGUGACCGGCUCGACAGCAGAGAACUCAUCCGUUAGAGAUGGAGGGAGGACAGAGUACGAGGGCGAAGAGGUAGAUUCAUUAGAGAGGCAGCAGAGAGUGGAGGAGGUGAUCGAAAAACACUGGCAGCAGGUGGAGAAGACGCCGAUACGGGAGGAGAGGAGGGUCCCUCUGCCGGUCUCUAUGCAGAGCAGGGAGACUGCAGACCUGGAGCAACUGCUGGACAACUACAAACAAGGGGUAUGUUUUCUAGCAUUUGUGCAUAGAAGUCAUUUCUCAUCCAUUUCAUUUAGACGAGAAGAUCCAUGAACAUGUGAAAACACCACAGAGCAUUUCAUUAUCUGACACUUAUCAGAUCAGACAGCCUUUCAAAUGCACAUCUCAAGCUCUCGCUUUGAAAACAUAACCUGCAGAUGGAGAUGCUGUUAUCACUGCACCUGUUGAGUAUUGUAAACAUCGUCUGACUUCUUCCUGCAGAUGGAGGAGCUGAAGGCUCAGCUGGAGAGCUGUCACCAGCAGCUGCUCGACUCCAACAAACACAAGCAGGACCUGGAGCUGCAGCUCCGGAUGGCUCUGGAGAGAGAGCAGGACAUCCGGACGGGGUACAUCUCUCCGGUGAGUGUGUGUCUGUGCUCUGACCUGUGUGUCAGUCUGCUGUAGAGGGAAAUCCUGUGUUAGAUAUCAUGAGUAAACUCGGCAGUGUUUUCUCCUCCAUUUAGUAACAUUCUUUGCAUGUUUUACUCGAAACUGAAGAAACAAAACAAACUGACAUUAAAGCAUAAAACAGCUGCAGAUCGGAUCCUUUGCAUGAGUUCAUUGCAUGUGAAAUAAAACAUGUAUUUCUUAUGACUACAUUGGCUUUUGCUAGUUAAUCUCUGUUUGUUAGAGGUCUGUAUCUGAACUCAUGCCAGAAGCUACUUCAGGAUUGUUGAUUUUUGACCAGAGGAGUUUUGUGUUUGCUGAAGUGACUUUCUGAGGAUUAUUUUACUCUAAAUAAAACAAUAACGGAUUAUUUUCAUACCAAACCAGCAGGAAAAUUCUGCUUUGUUUUAGUCACAUGUUGUUUUAUUCAAGUCAGGCCAGGUCAAAGCUUUUUGUAUAGCAUAUACAAUAUAUUCAACUUAGCUGACCUAAGUGUGCCGGAGCUUAAAACACACAAUCAGUAAAGGAACAAAUAUGAAUUAAAAUUCCAAUUAAUGAAAGCAAAAUGUAAUAACAUAAUAAAAUGUGGAGCUCAGCUGGAUACAGAGGUGUUAUCUUUACUGCAACACUUUACUUACAACUUCAUCAUAUUUAGAUAAUUGUGUAGUUAAUUUGAGCUUUGUGUAAUUCACAAAGAAAUAAAGGUACAUCAAAAAAAGAGACUAAAAAAAAUUCUAUUUUAGCCAAAAUAUAUUUAACAUUUUGACAGUUUUCACUGUUGAACAUUCGGUAUCCAGUGUUUUUUCUGUUUUUUACAUUAGUGACUCUCCAUAUUAACUACUGAUAACCUUUGUGCAAGCCUAAUAUAUGUGGAGAUUCAAGAACAGAUUCAAGAAGACUUUCUGAAGACCAAAUCCUGUUUGAUAAAGAAAAUAAUGAUAAAACAAACACACAGAUUUUAAAUAGAAAGAUAAUUUCCUUUGAAAUACAAAACAAUCAUCUUUUAAUGAAGUAGACUCAUUAAAUAAGAGCAAGCAAAGUAUUGAUAACACAGUUGAACAGUUCAGGGGGGAGGGGGGUGCAUUUACCAUGUACACGUGAUGAUAAAAAUAAGGUGUGUAGAUGAUUGUCUCUCUGUUAACAUUGGCCAGAGUGAGUUCUAAAUAUCAGCACAUAGCAUAGCAGCAAAAAUCCAGUUUUAAAUAUUGUUUGUAUUUAGAGUGAUAUAAUCCUCCUCGGUCAGUGACACAGUCUCUCUUCUUGCUGAAACCUUUGGCUCCACAUGUUUGGAAAAUAACCUCUCAGCUUGUCUCUAAUGAUCUGCAUGGACGUCAGAUUCUCAUCUUCUAUUAACUGCUGAACAGACCAUCCAUUUGUUAUUCUGCUAACGAGUAUUUCAGACAGCAGCUGCUGCAGCAGAAAGUGUGACGCUGAAAGACUUGUGUGCCUGUGCGUAUCCAUGAAUGAAUGUAUAAAGUUUUCAGAGUGAGCCUGAUGGUUUCAAGUCAAAGUCCGGCUCUGCUCUGAUGCAUCCCUCGUGUUGAUUUGUUGUUGUGGAAGCAGGAAACUUAAAGACUUCAAGUGAAACAUUUAUGAAUAUUACAUUAAGUUGGAUUAUAGUGUUCAAUAUUUCCGUUCUGCUCUGGAAACAAGUCAUGAUCUUGGACCAGAGAACCUCAGAAAUGUGUUUGUAGGAGCUGGUAUGCCUUCAUCCCUUAGUAAACCAUCUAGCUGAAACUAAUAUUGCAUUACUGACCACAUGAAGUAACUUUUAACCCCCUAAUGAGCAUGCUCUGUUGUGAUUAACUAACCCUGGCCAUUUAAUCUUUUCCUCUGCUUUGAUUCACUCCAUUAAACCUUCAGGGUCCUUUGAGUUGGCUUUGAAUCACUGUUAAUUUAUGUGUUCAUUAAUUUGAGAUUACUGUGUGGGCUACAGCUAAUUAUAAAAUCACUUUUUUAAUAUCAUUUAAAGGGACAUGAUUGGUAGUUAACGCUGAAAAUGAUUAGCAAGCUUUGUGUGUCCCCUGCUGUGUGUUAACCAAAUGUUUGGUCCCCCUUUUCCAAGCUGGAGCCCCCUUUGGGUCUGGAGGCUGAUGUGACGCCCCAGACGAAGAGGCCCGAACUGGUUAGUUCUCAAGCACAGAGUUUAACAAAGAAGUACCAGGAGACCAAAGAGCUCCUGAAGCUGCAAGAGCUGAAAAAACGCAAUAUGCAGGCACAGCUUGGCCUCUCGCUUUCUCACCUCCCCAUCAAGGACCCUUACUUUUCUGAACCCCCACAAACAUCCAUCCCAGAAGGGCCUCCUCCCCAGCUGGUCCAAAAAACUGUUAGCUUCUUGUUAACGGACAGCACAGAGGCAAUCCAAGAACUAGAGGACCUGAUUGCUGAUAAACCUCUGACUCUGAGGGAGCUGGGGAAACUUCUGAGGUCUCAUAGUUGUAGUAAAGACUCAGCAGAGAAACACCAACUCCAGAGGCUUUUGGAGACCUGGAAGUACCAGCAGGAGAUCGAAAAUGAAGCCUUAAAGAAGAGUUUAACCAAGGCAGGAGAGAGCAUCAAGGAAUAUGAAGCUCGUCUUCUAACCAUGGAGGAUUUGAUGGGAAAGGUUCAGAAGCCAAGUUUUGAAAGCCUGAAGAGUCCUUAUGGCCCGCUCACAGGGAUCGAAAACCAUCAGGACACAAAGGAAAUGAGCGUGAAGAUGCUUUCUCAGAGGGUCGAACUUCUAACAAGUGAAAAUGGAGCUCUGAAGCAGAGAUGUCAGGAGAUCGUCAACCAGCUGACCGAGGCUGACCGAGAAAUUGACAGGCUGAAGGUGGAGCUGAUGAGCCAGCAGGGAAGCAAACAGCAUCACCAGGUCAUGGAGGAGCUAAAAAGACUAAAGAGUGAACUGGCAGAAAACCAGGCCACGGCUAUUGACAGGGAGUACUACGAGAGGGAGCUGAAUGAGAAGUCUCUAAGGCUGCAUGAAGCUCUGGUUACACUGGAGGAGCUGGGAAACACCCUGAAAGACACUGAGAAGAAGCUGCAGCUGAAAGAGGCCACGCUGAAAGGUCUGGGCUUCCGGGCAGAUUACGAAGACGAGGAAGUCCAACCGGAGAACGAGCAACUUAAAGCGCUGCUAGAAGCCUCACAGACGAAGUUAUCUGAGACGGAGGAAAACCUUCAGUCUAAAGAGCAGCAGUGUUUGGAUCUGGAAGCCAGAAACAGAGAACUGAUCGCAAUAAACCAUGAAAAUGAGAGAGUGAACAGAGAGAAGCUCAGAGAGGCAGAAAACGAAAUCAGGAUGCUGCGAGAGAAGGUAGAAACAAAGUCAGGUAGGGAUAAAGAGACGGUUAGCGAUAGUGUUGAUGCGAGAGAGACGCAGGUUGAUGACAAAGGGCCGAUAAAGCAAGUAGUAGAAGAGAUGGAGAUGAGGUGUGAGGCGAUUAGUCAGGUUUUAGUGAUGUUAGAAAAGGUAGAUGUUAACGUAGAGACAAAGUUCAGUGAUUUAAGAAGCACUUUAUUCAGUUCUUGGACAGCGGAGGAGCAGCUCUGUUUGGACCCUGAAGACAUGAGGAUGGAGAUGGAGGGAGAGUUCUGGAGUCAGCUGCUGGGAUCAUCCACUAAAGUCCCAAAGGAAGAUGGGCACAGAUUUGCAGAGCAGAUGAUGGCGCAGAACCAAUUGAUGUUUUUCUUAAAAAAGACCUGUCUUCAAGUGGAGAGAGAGGACGUAACAGAGGCCGAUUUCGCCGCCGAGUAUGGUCUGCUUGACAGUGACACCAACGCUCUUAUUCUGAAAGAGCUAAUACAAACGUUGAAGGCAAAGUCACGUCUUCUGCAACAGAAUGCAUGCAAUAUCAAGUCAACACAAGAUGAAAAUCUUAAGUCUUUGGCUCUAGCAAGCUACGAUUCAACCCAGAGUCAGAAACAACCACCUGAAUAUCUGCAAGAUGCCCUUAAAGAUGCCUGCAUGUUUUAUGUGACCAUCAAACUGAAGGUCCAACAUGAUAAAGAGCUGAAGCAGAAGCAAACAGAAACCCAGACGGCCAGCUUGGAUUGCCCAAAUUGUCCCAAACUGAUAGAGGCAACAAGGAAUCUGGAGUCCACCCUGGCAGAUCUUCAGAGUCAGCUCUCUGAGAUGUCUUUGAGGACAACUACAGGGCCACAAACUCUGACCCAGAGAGAAGGAGAACUCAAUGAGGAUAGAAGCAGUGAGGUUCAGGACCUGAUAGCAAAGCACAGGAAAGAGUUACAAGAGGUGAAAGAUAGCUACGAGCAGGAAGCUGAAAAGUUAAGAGGAGAGAUCAUCACAGCUAAGGAGACGCUGCAACUUCACUCAGAAGAAAGUCUUCGAGAGGUUGAAUCUCUGACGGGCUGUAUGGAGGACCUGAAGAGGAAACACAAAACGGAGAGGACAGAGCUCACGGAGAGGUUUGACCGGGAAAUGGAAGAGCUGAGAAGCAUGAUGACUCCUGCAAACCAGAACAACAACAACAACCCAGCUGAGGACCAGCCGCCGCAUCACACCGCCACAGCCCAGACAUCCACCCUGAAGGAGCGCAUCCAGGAGCUGCUGACCCAGGUGUCAGUGAUGACCCAGGAGAUGAGACGACGCGAAGAGCAGGGAGACAUUACCACUCUGCGGCUGAAAUAUGAGAAAGACCUGGACAACCUGAAGGUGGAAGCGCUCCUUGUCCUUACCGUCGUCCAUCUGUGAUGCCUUGUGUUCCUUUGUGGCAUUCCCAGACUCCCCUUCCUCCCCCAACCCUCCUCUUCCCCUAACCUUGCCCACAAAACUCUUGCUCUUUUCUAAACCUCUUUCCUUCUGUGUUGCAUGAAACUAACCUCCUCCCUGUAGGUUUAUGUAAGCUGUGACGCUGCAGUAGUUUGCACCGAGGAACACAUUUUGUUUCAAAUUUCAUCGCCAUUAUUUGUAGAAAUUUGCGAAUCUUGAACUCUACAAAAUCCAGCACACACCAUCAGAUUCUCUCAGACUACCUCAUAUUGAAUCCUCUGAAAUGAGUUCCUCUGUUCCCAGUUCAACGUGCUCUUUAAGCUAACCCCCCUGACUCAGCUUUGUUGCUUUUUAAACUGUGGGAUAAGAAUUUUGAACUAAUCCGAAACAAAAAUAUUUCAUCCCUGAUCAGAAUUUGGUUAGAUACGAUCACUUUUUCUUUGACUGUACUAACAGGUCAGUCUUAAUCUCUUCUUUUUUAACAUCUCAGUACUUUGACUGGAUUAACUAGGUCCAAGUACCGGAGUUUUCUAGAGCUGAACCAGCAGAAAAGUAGAGUCUAGGUAUAGAUUGUGUGGUCGGAAUUCAAUACAGGACAAGUGUAACUGGUGCAGGCAGAAUUUAGAAAAAGCUCAGAGAGUAGACCCUGAGUUUCAAUGUGUACAAUCCAUCUCUCUCAUAUUAUUACAGUGCCAGGUCAAAUUAAACUUAUCUGAAGGCACUUUCCAUAAAGAGCGGAUCCAGUCCAUUUUUGGAGGGGGGCUAUUAGACAGGUACCGAUCAAAGCUGCCUUCCUGUUAGAUCAUUUCCAUUACUGGUAUUGGAGUCCACAAUGUGCAGUUUAUGUGCAACUGUGAUGCAGACUCUUUAUUUCUACUGUGUGGGGUAUACAGUCCUGCUGGGCAGGGUCCAAAGUGACCCUCCGAAACCACCACCAACAAGCGCCAGUUAUGGGUAGAAUUCCCGUUUUGCACUCAGUCAGAUUUAGAGGACUAUGUGCCACAUGGCAGGAAGUAAAAACUAUUUACUAGGAAGAUGGCUGCAACAGUUUUGACCAAGAUCAAGACUUGAACAAGUGCAUUCAGGCCCCAAGUGAUUAACAAGCACUCAGAAAAAGUAAUUUGAAAUACAUCCUAACAUCUUAAUGCUUCAUGAAAUGCAUCCUAAAAAAUAUGUGUCACCAUAGACAGUAUAUAGAAUGGACGUAUCUGCCUCCUCGCUGGGUGAAGCCACUCUGAGAACAGCACCCUCUGGUGACGGCCUGCAGUAUAGGUCAUAAAUCCCCCCCUACUCCAGCAAUCCCUAUGGAGAUGUGGACAAACUUAACAAAUUUAUUACACAGAAUAAACAUUUUUCUCCCCCCUGGUUGCUUUAAGUGAAUGAUUAUGAAGGAGGCGGUACGAGACAUGUCCACAUAGCUCAGUAUCCUUCUGUGAUUUAUCUUAGCUUAUUGACUGCACCAGUUGGUAGGAUGACUUUAAAGUGCAUUUUAUACACCAGAUCUGACUGUAUUAUGUAUACGGGUUAAGUAAACCUGUUUCAGAGCCCCACCAGUGUGACUGUUGCACAUUUUAGUAGACACAAAUUACACAUUACUCAUUUAGAACCCAAAAGAUGUUGUAAUACGGCCCAGGUUAUUAAAAAAGGGGGGUUGGAAGUUGGAUGUUUAUGAGACUGCAACUGAAUAUUUCCCUUUAUUGUUAUUGAGAUGAUGGCGUGCAGAAGUUCUCGGUUUUCAGUCUAUACUCUGACCCCGCUCCUCUACUGUCCUACAUGGUGGACAUCUGUGGUACACAAAAAAAGCUUUUAACAGCUUUUAAGCUUUUUUCCCUGCUGUCUCAGGAAAUAUGUUUCUUUGAAUGGUUUUCACAAUGAGCAGUAAAUAUGACAAAGUCAGAUUGUGCUGUUCUGUAAUAAGCUUUUUGGUAAUCGUCCAUAAAGCCAAAGAAAACUAUCUGCCGAACCAAACAUGAUCGAGUAGGUCAGAAAUUUGUAUAAAAUGUCUCUGUAGACAGUGGGGUAGUCCCUCACAGCUAUCAGUGCUAUCACAGACUGAGCUUAGGCUAUAGAAGCAGCAAACAGGGUGGUGGUAACAGAUGAUGCGACUCUGAGCUACACGUCUGCAUUGAAACCGCACAUUGCUGAACACAUUGAAAGCACACAGGAAAACAGUUUCAGACUAAAGAGUAAGUCAGUUAGGUGCCGAGAGCUGAACAUACAGCUCUCUGUAUCAGCAAGCUCAACUGUCAUAGUAACAAAAAGUUUCAGAAUGUCUCCAGUAAAUCAGGUCAUCCUGCUGCCAGUGAACAAGCUUUAAUGAAAUCCAAAAUUAUCGACUAAAAUUUUUUAUUUUUUUUUGCAAAGAUAGACUUAGACAGUGAUUUUUAAACCAGAAACAGCUGUUUCAUCACUCUCUGCAAGCACAAUGAAGUACUCUGCUAACAAAAUAGACACUUGAAAUGACCAUCUGUCCCGGGAAGACACAAAACAAGAACUUAUCGUAAAGUCACUCUAAUUCAUGAAGGAUUAUGUUGCAGCCGUCACAGCCUGUUGACCUGCUGCAGGAUGAAUUUUGGGCUGUUCUUAAAGUCACUGGAAGGAGUUAAAGCUGGUUGAGAAACUUAUACUGAUGCCUCUUGGCAAAAUCUGUUUCUAUUCAUCCGUUUGGAUAAUCUUGUGGAGUUUGCACCCUAUAGGAGCAGCUCAGAUGGAUGUGAAACAUGUCCCCUACUGUAGAUGUGUGACACUUCUAUCAUUUAAUCUGUAUUUAAGAGUUUUCAGAAUUAUAGGAAGACAGUCUGGAUGUCUGAAGUCACAGCUGAUAAGUAUCUAUAAGACCCAGUUCAUAGAGGGCUGAAACAGGGACGAUCUCAGUGAUACCAACACCAGUAUCAGAAUUUGACGGGUUGUAGAGUUUUAAACUGAUUGUUGUGUUUGUCAUUGUGUGUUUAUUCUGCAGAGUCUGAGUCCUUGGCCCAGCCCUGACCUUAGAGUAUAUUUACACACAGAUCCACUGGCUGACUUGCUGCUAAAUAAAGCCGCUCUGACGUCACAGCAGGAAGUUUACAUUAGUCAUGUGGAGGUGGGGGUUCCUGGGUCUGCGCUCUCUGGGGGUUUGAUCCCUGUGAAAACACUCUAGACCUCCAUUUCCCCUGUUUGACUGGAGGCAGAGAGUCCAGUGAGUCCUCAGAUUAGUGGGAGUGAAUGACUCUGGAGGAGGUGUAAAGUCAGGCUGUUAAAAUCUCCUAUAAUGAUAUUCUGCUCCUGUGGAUGUGAGAGCAGCAUGUCGAUGAGGAUUAAUCUCCUCUCUGUACCACCCUGAGGUACAGAGUUGGACCUCACCUGAGAUAUAUUUAACCUCAGGUGCCCAGACUGCCAGCCGCCUAUGAUUAAAUUAGCCUAUUAGCUUAACCCAACAUUCCAGCACAGAUUUAACCCAGAGGCAGAUUAGGAUUUGCACAUUUGGUGCAGACUGUAGACGCUGUUCAACAACAUGUUCUCUGUUUGAGACACGGCUGUCCAAAUAACAUAAGUGGUCACACUAACGACGUCACCCAUCAGUCUGUGUUUUUUGAGGGUUUGGAUUUCAGCCAUUUUUGGUGAUCACCAUCUUGCCUUCCAGGUGUAGCCUGAGAAUAGUGACGUGUCCGCCAACACCAUGUCAAAGCUGAAUAGUAUGCACCCAUUUUUAAUUCAUUAGCAAGGGAUGAGUUAGUUUCCACCAAUGAGUGAUCUACCAAGCCAUGUAUGGUGAGCAGAGACACAGAUAGCUGCCAAUCAGUGUUAACAUAUAAAAACCACAAACAUAAGUUAUAACCGAAUGUAAACCAGGGUAUGAAACUUCUUGGACUGUCUGUUAACACCAGAAAGCAAAUAUUAAGAUGGAUUUUAUCUGAUUUUUACAUCCCAAAAAGGCUCCAACACCACAAACACAACCUAAAAGUUAAAUUCAGUGACCAAGGUAGCUCAGGGGAAACCUAGCAGGCAGCUCUCGCCUGUCGCCACAUAUCCUUGAGCUUUGAUAAGAAUUAAACAUGUGAGUUACAAGAAAAUGUGUUUUUUUACCAAGCUGUAAACAUGUUCUGGACAUUUUAACAUGAGGCUCAAUGGGGAUUGACUCACUUUAAGAGGCAGCCUCUAGUGGACACUCCAGGAACUGCAGCAAGGUUUAAUCAGCAACAUCAGUGAACAGAAAUCUCCUUCACUCCCUCCUCUCAUCGUCUCUUCUUCCUCCAGUGUUUCCUCUCGCUCCUUUAACCUUUUUGUUCCUUUUAUACUCACACAGACUCGACUCGCCCCCCGGCUAACAGGCUGCAGCUUGCAAACUUAAUUGCUGGAGAGAAAUGAUUAAAACUUGGGGUUCAGAGGGUUCUUCCUGUUUAGAAGAAGAACCUUCUGGUCCGUGUCCAGGUGAGCCUCGGACUCACAGGUGCUCUGUGUUUUCUCUCUGGACAGGCCACAUGUGAGCGCGGCUUUGCUGCGAUGGAGGAGUCCCAUCAGAAGGUGAUCGACGAGCUGCAGAGGAAACACCAGAGAGAGCUGGAGAACCUGCAGGAGGAGAAGGAGAGACUGCUGGCAGAAGAGACCGCAGCUACUAUUGCAGGUACAUCACAGAGCAUAAACAAGUUGGAUUAUAAUUUUUGACACAAUGAUGAGCAUAUAUUUGUACACAUCUGAUUAUUGACCCAGUUGUACUCAGAAGUCAGGAUUUCCGAGGGAUUCCUGACUCGGAAAGUCGGACAAUCCACACAACCCCUGAGUUGACAUUUAAAGAUGGCAGCGCCGGUUGUAAACAAUAAGGCUGUUCUCGUAAUGAAAUAAAAAAUAGGCUACCUUCUGCGCUUUUGUGUUUCCUCUUCAUCCAACGUUAUUGCAGGUUGCAGGAUGACCGCAUAUUUGUCCAAAUAUUGUUUAUAUUCGGACAAGGCAAGUGGGAGAAUUUACUUUCGUAGAUGUAGCCAUCUUGUUUUUGCUUCCGUUUUUGGCCGUUGGCUACUUUUAUCCGACUUUGUAACUGAAACACUGAUAACUCCGGUGGGACGUCAUUCUCAGCUUCGACUUCCGAGGUUAAUGGAACGUACCAUAAGACUUCACAAACAUGCUCAGUCCUGAAGAAAUAACAGAAAACAUGAACUCCUUUUUUGGAGUGCAUGGUUUAGUUAUCAUAUUUGACAGCUCAGUUUUGAAAUUCAGUAUGACUGUUUUUACUUUUUGUCUUCAGCAAUCGAAGCGAUGAAAAACGCCCACCGCACAGAGCUGGAGAAGGAGCUGGACAAAGCUCGCAAAGCUAACAGCAACACCGAAAAUGCAGACAUCGAGGAGAUCCGCAGACAGCAUGAGUGAGUUUUGACUGUUUCCGGGGUAACGGCGGAGAGGUGAAGUUUGAUCUCUGGGGCUGUUUCAAUAAAGUCCUCCUGUUUACAGUCGCUCUUUUCUUUGCUGCGUUGAGUCGAAUGCUCCCAGAUUUUGGAAAUGAAAUAACCUAGCUGCUGUCCAGCAUGAGCUACACUCAGCUGAGAUAGUAAAGAUGUUAAAUAUCUCACUCCCUGCAGCCUACACUACUAGCACAUAAUAGUGAGGUAUGGAUGGACCCAGCAACAUACAAUCAUGACUCAAUGAGGGAGAAAAGCCUAAAAAGGGGGCGCAGCUAGACUGGUCCACCUCACUGUGUGUCCUCCAUGCUUUGCAUUGUGGAGGCAGCUUGCUUCUUGAAAGGCCAACCCCCGAAUAAAACACUAAAACACAACAAAAUCCCUUUCUCUGUGUUUUAAACUGGUGUUGGUGCAUCGUAUGUACUAAAAGGGGUCUGAACAAAAAUAAACAGGAGAGGCGUGAAAAUCAGGCGCUAGUUCUCAGAAACAAACUGUUCUUCAGUCACCGGGCCUCAAACUGAAUCCAACUCCUCACACAUCAGGGCCAGAGGACAUUUCCUUUACAGCCAAUGUUCUCAACUAAAGGUUUAAUUCAAUAAGACGAAGUCGAAGACUCUGCAGCUGUCUGUGAGGACCGGCUCAGACGUGUUUCUCACUCUGUUCACUCUCACCUGUCUGCUGCAGAAUGUUUCUGUGAAGCAGGUGACGUGAGGGCAGGUGAAGACAGUAAAUCAGCCUCAUUUUCAUUAAAAUGACAGAGCGGCUCGUUCACUGAUCCCAGAUCUGUCAGAGUCGAAACCAGGGGCCUAAAGCUGAGUCGCAGCUCCAUCAGACACCAUUAAAGCUGGAGAAUGAGACGUCUCUGUUUUGUUUUCUGUGUUGCUGUGUGUUCACUCUCUUAGCACGGCCUUGUGUAGCUCACUCUCUGAGUAUUGUAUCAUUGUGUAUCAGGGAGGAGUUGUGUUCGUUCCAGCGGGAGAUCGAGGUGUUGUCGGAGCAGUACUCACAGAAGUGUCUGGAAAAUGCUCACCUGGCUCAGGCACUGGAGGCCGAGCGUCAGGCCCUCAGGCAGUGUCAGAGAGAGAACCAGGAGCUCAAUGCACACAACCAGGUACACACACACACGCACACAUUAACAUACAUACACAGACAUGUUCAGCACAGCCUCGCAUGGGAAUUACAUAAACUCCUUCCUCUCUGUGUGCUUUUAGGAGCUGAAUAAUCGUCUGGCUGCAGAGAUCACCAAGAUGCGUUCAAUGACAUCUGAGGAGGGAGGAGACACAAACAGCACAAUACAGGGCAAAGAGCUCUACGAGUUAGAGGUGAGGCUCAAAUUCGGAUUGGUCAGACUACAGGAGAGUGACAAACUGUGUUCACACUCAAUGAUUAUCAGUGGUUUUAAGCCUGUGCAGGGAUUUCCACUACAGAGUCAAGUCUUUUUUAAUGCAAUGUUGCCAAACUGUGAGGGCUGCGUUCAAAGGGUUAAAAUCAGCUGAUUCUCUGUGGCAGAUUCUCAGAGUGAAAUGAGAGGCAGAUCUAUCCUUCUCUUGUUUGAGACCUCCUCUUUGUUCUCCUUCAGGUGAUGCUGCGAGUGAAAGAGUCAGAGGUUCAGUACCUGAAACAGGAAAUCAACUCCCUGAAAGAUGAGCUCCAAGCCGCCCAAAGAGUAUGUUUUCUCUCUGAGUCCCUGUCUGACAAACAACAUGAAUCUGCUGCAUCUGAUCUGACUAUUACUGUGUUUCCAGGAUAAGAAGUAUGCCACAGACAAGUACAAGGACAUCUACACAGAGCUGAGUAUAGUGAAGGCCAAAGCAGAGCGGGAUCUGGGCCGGCUCAGAGACCAGCUGCAGCUCGCUCACGAGGCGCUCGGAGAGCCCACGCUGGAGGAGGUGGAGCGAGGAGGAUACGGUACGAGACCACAGGAACACAUGCAAGCAAAAGUUUACAAACAGAAUGAUUAUUUUUCUUAUAUAAGUUGUUGUCAGCUCUUUACCUGCACCAGUUAGUAAAUUAAUGCUCAGUGAGGACGCACAUUCAGAUCUGUAGGUUUAAAGCCCUUUAUAAGAUGCACAAGGCCUGUUUCAGCUAAUCUGCUGCAAAGUCCAUCCAAAAAGUGCUGAUAUAUUUUAGUAAAAGUACAAUGAUACAAGUCUUUGGGCCAUAGACUUAGUCCUCUAGUGUCUGCAUCAGUGUUUCUGAGCUGUGGUGCCCUUGGAGGGUUUCAGACUAAAUCUGUAUAAUCAGUGGGUCUAAUUUUUUUUAAAUGAAUCAGAGUCCGGGAUUCUGCAGGAUUCCGCCUGUGAUGUUAUUUAAACUCUGACAUGUUUUCCUUACAGAUAUCAUGAAGUCCAAAAGCAACCCUGACAUCCUGAAGAUGGCAGCCGCUGCAGCCAAGCGCUCAGAGCGAACCAUGAGGUCAAAGGUCAGUGUCAGAUCCAUCUUCAUCCCGCAUAGGUGUUAAAUCAUCAGUCUGAAUCACUCAUCAGGUCUGAAGGCACAAUCAGCAGCAGGGAGCGGGCCUGUUUCCUCCCACACACACUGAGCAGGGACGCAGCGCCCUCUGCUGGCCACGUUGCCGAGCUGCAUGAAGCACUACACGUCCACUGUCCUGCAUCAUCAGCGUUCCUGCAGUUUUACUCUCCACCUGUGCCUCCAUCAGAGCUGAGUGUUAUGACACACUGUGAUACCAUGAGUCUAACACACACACGUGUUGGUGUGUUUCUGUCCUCAGUCUGUGAGUCCAGACAUGCCCUGGGACAGUCAGGGCAGCUGACCACCCGUAGACCCCUCUCCCUCCUCCUUUAGGUAAACAAACUGGAUGCACCAUGGCAGGUUUAAGCUCCGCCUCCUCCCGUUCUCCACCUGUUCAGCACUCAUUAACAUCCACAGAUCCCCCACCUCACUGACGCAUGAAGGCUGAGUGAAUGAAGUGUGUUUGAAACAUCUCUGGGUUUCAACAGUUAAUUAUCUCUGCAUCUUUUCUCACCACGUCUUGUUUUUAUACUGUGGAGCUCUAAUCCAGAGAGGGUCACUUCAACAGUUAUCAGACAAGUCAGAAAUCUAACUUCAAAAAUUCUUCUUCAGGUCUAUCAGAGAGGUAUUCUUUUUUUACUAUGAACUUAAUUUUUACAUUUCAGUCCCUGCAGCUACUUUAGAAAUUGACUGAAAUAGAUCAGGCUCAGUCUUGACCUUUCAAUUCAUUAAGAAAACAACAAGUUUAGAUGAAAACUCCAAAUAAGUAGCCAAAUAUUUUUAGUUAUUUCUUGAUUUCUUUUGAAUAAAUGUCUUAUGAUUAUCAAGGGUCAUGUGUAACAGAAAAGCACUGCAGCUGAACAGCACAGUCCUGCAUAUGAAAGAACUGCAUUGUGUCAAAGAGUUUUAUAAAUUACAAAACAAGAGAUUAAAACUGCAGUGCAAUACUAGUGAGAGCCAACUAUAUCCAUACCUGUUUGGGUACCAUGGCAACAAAAAAUGAACUCCUUGGCACCUGAAACAGAAUGUUAUUUCAGUUUAGUUAGGGACACAGCCCUCUGUUUGAUAGAGAGGGGGCUGUUGAUCGUGUAAUUAAAGAGCAACUAGCACUCUUUACGGUCUUACAGUACCUGCAUUUUAUAAGUGGUUUGAAAAUAGAGUCCCAGCCACAAAGCUGAAAAGUAAAGUGAGUUCAGUGCAAAACAAAUCAAAUUGUUUUAAUUGUCUGAUAACUCUUAACCUCUCCGGUGUCUUUGGGCUCCACAACUCACAGGGUGUAGGAGGGUCUUAAUCAUCUGUUCUGUGGUGUGAGGGUGUCAUAUGAUCACAGGGUGAGAACAGAUUUACAGACAUGGAAACACUGCCUGCUGAGGAACAUCUGCUCAGAGAGGAACAUGUGUUUAUCACACUCUUUAUUAACGUGUGUCUGUGCCGACGUGCUCAUCACACAGAUGAUUAACAUGUUUUCUCCCCCGUCUCCGCAGAGUCUGAAGGAGGGGCUGACGGCCGAGCAGAGACUCCACCUGUUCGACAACAAAGAUACCAAGGAGUUCUGACAGCGACGCUUCACGUCUGCCUGCAUGUUACAAGCCCACCUUAUAUUUUAGCUCUGUGGUUACUAAUUUAGAAACACUACACACUGGUCACAAACACAGAUCAUAUAUUAUUAAAAACAUGGUAUGAAGUUUGAAUUUCAUGUCUAGAUUUUGCAUUACAUGCACUUCAGUUAACUGUGACAUUUUGUAUGUUUUGCUGCCAUGUCUUACUGUAAAUACUGUUUUUAAUGUCUGCAAACACUAAACUCUGACUGUGUAAGCUACUGUUUUAACUCUAGACUGUUGCUCGCCAAAGGCACCAAUGUGAUAAUGAAACUCUGCUACAUACUGACAGCGCAGGAGAGGCCAAGGCGUCCCGAUGUGCACGUUAACACCUUGAUGCUGCGUCAUAACUCCACCAGACAGAAAAAACUAACAAGUUCGCCUUCAUCUGAAACAAACUAACAAGCUCGUCUUCAUCAGAAAGAAACAGCCUCCAUGUUGCCUCAUCGCCUGGCUCCUACACAAACAUCAGAAACAAUCAGUCUGAGAGGAGCAUGGACAGAUUCACUGAUUAUAAUUUAAUUUUUAUAUAUAUUUGAAAGUUUAUAGAGUGUUUCUUUUUCUUGCUGCAGUCAUGGUUCAGCUGUAGAAGAGCUGUUGUUGGAGUCGGUUUUGUUUGUAGUCUGUUCAGUGGCAGUCCCUUUGUAUUUAUUUAAUGGUUGGGAUUUUUUCUUUCACAUUCCCAUUCCUCUGUACUCUAUUAUUGUAAAUAUAAAGCAAAUAUACACCAACUGACUACAAGUUUAUUAGCAAUAAAUAUUUUUGCACCCUU
Molecule: messenger RNA, 62415 nt
Organism: Xyrichtys novacula (pearly razorfish)
Lineage: Eukaryota; Metazoa; Chordata; Actinopteri; Labriformes; Labridae
Source: the annotation of a GenBank genome assembly